Molecule: messenger RNA, 73353 nt
Organism: Porites lobata
Lineage: Eukaryota; Metazoa; Cnidaria; Anthozoa; Scleractinia; Poritidae
Source: the annotation of a GenBank genome assembly
AUGGAGAGUGACAGACUCAGAGCCGGAAAAAGAUAUUAUAUUCUUGUUCAAGAUCGUGUGGGCAGUAUGCAAGAGAGAAUCGUGUUGCCUUUUGGUGCAAUGGAGUCGACACCUACACAGGUAUUAAAAGGAGAGUUAUUGGAGGCUCUUCCAGAAACAGAGCAACCUAACGACUCAACAAGAAUGGCUCUUACUGGAAAUGAUCGGAAACGUAUUCGUCUUGAAUGUCGUACAGAAGACACAACGCGACUUACGAUCGAAGAUGCUAACCUACUCUUGGCUAUUUCUUCAGUAGGUUUGAGAUAUCAGUCUUUUAUUGAUAGGAAACGUUUAGAUUUCGGGAGACAGAUCUCACCCGGAAGUCAAGUGUUCGUGGAAGUGAAAGGAUUUUCCAACAAAUUACACGGAUUGGUUUGGUACAUUGGUGAAUUGCCCUCCUUUCAUGGAACCAUGUUUGGUGUAGAGUUGUUGGUAAGUAAGCUUAAUACCACUGAUUUACCACUUUUUCAGUUCAAGCUAUGUCAGUAUUCACACCUUUUAGCGAUUCAGACCUAUAAUAGAAAUGGCAGUUCUGUAGUUAACAGGCUGAUUGCUCACCAUUAUAGCACUAGAAAUUUUCUUUCAAAUAAUAAUCAACCCAGAACUAGCUUAAGCCUGAAACCCCGACCCUGUUUAGGACAAAAAAAUUCCCCAAAUACAAACCCUUUAUUACCCUGUUUAGGACAGACUUGGGCAAAAUUUUUAUACCCUGUUUAGGACAAACUGGCACAAAAUUAUAUACCCUUUUUAGAAAAGACUCGCCAGAAAUUAUAAUCCUGUUUAGGACAGAGGGGACAAAAACCAUAAUUAUCCCAUUCAGUGACAUAUCCCCAUAUAGGCCGUAUAAGGGAGUACCCCCAAGACUGGUCCAUUGAUCCACCAUCUGAGAAGAUUUUGCCUUAAUCGUCCCCUGGAUUGCCAUGAUCCCUUUAUACCAAAUCCAUCUCACAGACUGAAAUUUCACGCAUCAACAUUAUAUAACAUAAAACAUACUUACAUGGCACUCCGUGAGCAAAUGUUCGUGUCACCCUUGCUGUAAAAACCUGUGAAAUUUUUGUUUGUUUUCUAGCUAUUAUUUUCCUUGGCUCUUAAUUAUGUUGACUUCUCAAUGGCUUCUUUGUAUUAAAUGUUUUUUGUCAUACUCAUGAGGUUCACAGGUUUUACAUUGAUUAUGAGCCAAAGUUUCAUUAGGUGGUAAAAUAUUAUUAUAGCACUUUAUUCAUGAGUGACAAGUUGCACCUUGUUGUCACAGCUCGAUAGCUGCAACCUACAACCCUGAACAAAACCAGUUAAGACACAUUAAAAAAUACCUAUGUUUUGCACUUGUCCUCCUGCAACAAAUAUGACAACCGUCACAAAUUAGAAGACUGUCCCCCCACCUCUAUUCCAAUGUUGUUAGCGGUAACACAAGAAAUGAACAUGUGCAAUUUGGCUGUUAGACUUUGUUCUGUUUGGAGGAUUAACUGGAGAUUGGUCCAUGGUGCAAAAUUGAAAAAUACAUGCAAAUGUCUCAACAGUCUUGUAUGGGGUUGUAGUUUUUUUAUUUUAUUUUUCAUUUUUUUGUGCACGUGAUCUAGGGUUUGUCGUGUGUUAGCACAGUAUUUGCCAUUAGGGCAUGGGUAGUAAAUUGUAAGAGAGGGGUUAGUUGGCGGCCAUACAUUAAAGCGUGCUUUGGUUCAAUCCGUGUGUGUGUUUAUAUCUGGUUAAAUCCAUGCUUACCUGGUCCAUCCGGGUGGGAUACCACAACUGGUGACAAGGAUAACUGUAGGACAGUUUAUUUUUUUGUAAAUUAAUGGCCGUGGCAAUUCAAGGAAAUCUGGGUGGAAUAUCCAGCUUUGAUCUUCAUGGUCACCCGACUGCUUUUUGAGCAAGGUGGAAGAAUUGGAAGUGUGUUCAUUCAAAUCAUUUAAUGGAGGUGAGGGAGUUACAAACGCAGCAGAAAAGAAAGCUCUUCUUCUGUGUAUUUUACUUUCCCUCCUGCUCGUCAGCCAGGUGAACGUGAAAAUGUUUACACAGUUGCAAUCGAACAGCUGGACCAGUACUUUCCUCCCCAGGUAAAAUGUUCCCUACCAAAAAGCAUAAUUAUUUUCUGUAAUGACUCAAUCACCUACAGAAUCAGUUGAUCAGUUUAUCAUGAGGUUGAGAGAAAAAGCAGAUUGCUGUGAAUUUGGUGAAACGGCAGGUUAGAACAUUCAUGAUCAGGUGAUUGAAAAGUGUUUGUCCAGUCGAUUACGAAGAAAACUAUUGGAAAGAGGAAGGGGCCUGACUUUAAACAAUCUUCAAACGAUUGCAAGAGCCAUGGAAGCCAGCGACAGACAGGCAGGCAAUAUAGAAAACUCAAAUCAGGCAAAACUUGGGCUGAACGCUAUCCAAGGUAAACAAGAAUUAGAAAGAAGAUGUUUUAUGGGAGACAACUCUGGUCAUAUGCAAGAUGAUAAGAAGAGUGUCCUGCUAGAAACAAGGAAUGUCUUAUUGAAGUGCCAUAAGGUAGGCCAUUUUGCUAAAUGUUGUAAGAUGAAGGAGACUAAAUGCUCCAAGGAGAAGUGGCCUAGUAAACCAAAGGGACAUAAAGGAACUGUUAACCAAAUGAACUUUAAGUAUUAUUCAGAUGACGAAAAUGAAUAUGCAUUUACCAUCAAUGAUGAGAAACAGCCUAUGGUUUUAGUGAAUAUUGGAGGUCUACCCAAUGUGUCUAUGAAUUUGUUGACUCUGGUGCAAGUUGUUAUGUAAUUGACCGUCAGUUGUGGGAAUCACUAAACAAAAUAAAGUGAAGUGGCAGCAGUGAACCAUUGAAAACAGCUGGUUGUUUCAUGGCUAAAGUAGCAGUUGAAGAUGUUGCUGUUGAUCAAAGCAGAGUUUACUGUAAUUGAGGGUAAAGGACCAGGCAUUGCUAGAAAGACAGACAGCCACACAGCCUGUAAAGUUUUAAGUCUGACAGUCCAAACAUUUGUAUAACUCUUUGCAAGAAGAGAACUUAUUUCAGAAAUACAAGUCAUGUUUUCAGGGCCUGGGAAAGUUGAAAGAUUUCCAGCUGAACAUUCCCAUUGAUCCAUGUGUCAAACCAGUAGUUCAGCCUAUUUGUUGUGUACCCUUUAGUCUAAGGGAUAAAUUGGAAAAGAAGCUUAAUGAGCUGGUGGACCUUGAUGUAACUGAGAAGGCAGAGGGACCAACCCCGGGGAUUUCACUUGUAGUUGUUGUUCCUAAACCCAAUGGUGACUUACGUCUGUGUGUUGAUAUGUCAUAAUUAAUAUUAUGCAGGCAAGCAAACAGUGCAAUAGUCAGAGAGCAACACCCCAUUCCCACAGUGGAUGAAAUUCUGCAUAAUCUUGUAAGUCUUCACUAUUUAGUUAGACAGUCAUAAAGUGGGCUUUUCACCAAGUUGAACUGAGUGAAGAAUCCAGACUGAUCACCUCAUAUGUCACCCAUAAGGGACUCUUCCGGUAUAAGAGAUUGAUGUUGGAAUCAGCUGUGUCCCUGAAAUGUAUCAGCGAGUAAUACAACAAGCGUAUUAGGCUGUGAAGGUGUGAGAACCAUAAAUGAUGAUUAUCAUAGUGCAUGGAAAGACAGCCGAACAGCAUGACAUGCAACUUGAAAACGCCUUGGGAUUAGGAUCCAGGAAAAGGGUUUAAUGCUAAACAAGGAAAAGUGCAAGUUCCACAUGUCCGUAGUGAGAUUGAGUUAAUGGGACAUCUGCGAGGUAUUGGACCUACCCAAGCAAAUUUUGAGGCAGUCACAGAAGCAUGUUAGCCAGAAUUGGUAGCAGAAGUGUGCAGCUUCUUGCGUAUUGUUAACUUCUAUGCCACAUUCAUCCCCGAUCUGGCUACAAUGUCUGAGCCUUUAAGCAGACUCACAAGAAAAGAUGUACACUGUACUGUAUUCAGUAGGGCAACAAACAAGGCAAAGCAUUCAAUGCGUUAAAGAAGAGGCAAGCAAAUACAGAGACCCUGGGCGAUUUCUACAAGGAUGCAGAAACCUGCCUCAUAAUCGAUGCUAGCCUGAGAUCAUGCCCUCUCCCUAUUAUCCCUUUAGGUCUCUCAUGGGAAGAGGGCAUGAUACACUUCUUUGUCGGAUCACAUGUAAAAAAGCCAGAAUCUGAACUUUUUUCUGAUUGGUUAGGAAACAAAUAUACGGAUGAUUAAUUUUGCGCUGUUCCAAUUGGCCAAAAUGCAGCCAUCCGUUAGUUGUUGUUGAUUUCAGUCUGCAUUUUUGCUUGCGUAAUGAGCAGUGAAUACACCGUAGGGGUUACUAAAACAAGGAAUGACCUACAAUGACCUACAAUGACCUACAAUGAUCUACAAUGAUCUACAAUGACCUACAAUGAGCUACUAUGACCGAACGUGUAAUCCCUGCAAUGAGCUAAAAUGAAGAUUUCAGAAAAAGACAAAAAAAAUGAUCAGGGGACGUGUGUAGUAGUUACUUAAACAAGGAAUAACCUACAAUGACCUACAAUGGCCUACAAUGACCUACAAUGAUCUACGAUGAGCUACUACGAGCUACAAUGAGCUGCUACGAGCUAAAAUGAGUUAAAAUAAGCCCUACGAGCUAUAAAAUGACAGACAAUGAUGUUUGUCGUGUGUCACGCUUGGACGUGACACUAGGCUCAUGGUAUUAGAUUGCCAAGCCAAUUUGAAAAGGCAUAACAAAAAUUGUGCCUGAACUCAGGUAACUUGAGAAACUUGAAAAUAGAUUAUCGCAAUCACGUUUUUACCGGUAUAGCACUAUUAUACCCUGUAUUGAUGGAAGUCAUGCAGGCACUCCCUUAUUUGGCCUAGAUGGGUAUGGGCCGCUGAGCAGGAUAUGGAUUUUACUAUUUAGCGUUACAAACAGAGCAUCCUGUUAGACCAAAAGCCAUUUAAAGGGUCUUAUGAUGUCUUAUACAGGCCAGGGUACUUAAAAAAAAUGAACAAUUUUUCUUUUGAACAGGGUCAGAAUUUGAAGGCCUCCGUUGUUCAUCUCUACCUUUACGUCCCUUGAAGAUCCCCCCGGAUCAACUGUUGGGGUGACUGUGUUUGUUCAAUUUGUUUGAAAAAAAGACAAGACAAAAUAAAACUAUUGCGAAAGGUUGCAAGGGAUGGUUUGGACAAAAGUCACAGUAUCAUCAUACAUGUAUUAUUACACUGUAAAUUUAUCUCCAAGUGUAAUAAUUAGAGAUGCUGUCAUCGUUAAAUGGGCUGUCAUGCAGUAGACUAAACGUGUUACGUUUACGCACACAUGUCCCCUGAUCUUUUUUUUGUCUUUUUCUAAAAUCUUUGUUUUAUCUCGUUACAAGGAUUACACAUUCGGUCAUAGUAGCUCAUUGUAGGUCAUUGUAGAUCAUUGUAGGUCAUUGCAGGUCAUUGUAGAUCAUUGUAGGUCAUUGUAGGUCAUUCCUUGUUUUAGUAACUAUGGUGAACACACAUGUGAGCUCAUUAUAACAUUUCUGUCGACUCAGUUUUCUUGAAUUUGAAGAAUGCCUAAAUAGAAAUUUCAUCCAUUGAAAUAUUUUCCAUCUGAUCGUAUACUAAAAAGUUGCAGUCAAAAAUUUACCGAUCAUUUGAAUGCAAUUUGAUACCCGCUACAAGUUACAGAAGCAACAAACGGGUUCACUUUUCAAGUAAUCAAUUCAUGAAUGGAAUCUUGACUUGGUUUGACUGUAAUUCCUCGUUCAGAAACCUGCGAAUUAUUCUGAGCGAUCUUGCUUUCACAACACCUUUCAGUUCGUAAAAUGUGGUGCUUCAGCCUAACUUUUUUUUUCACUGCUUUCGGCACAGAAAAUUGUUUUCAAAAGAGACAUUCUUCGUGCCAAAAUUUGAUUCCCAUAUGGUAAACGCUUAUUGGCUAAUAACAUGACAGGUCAAGCAGACGUUAGAUUAUGUAAAUUAGGGGGCGGUUAACGGCUUGUUAAAUGAAUGUAUCAGGCAUUAUUUUUUUUCCCUCUCGAGCCAAAGAAACAAAGAAGCAAAUAAAUAAAUAAAUAACGCCUGAUCUCAGGUUAAAUCGAUGCCUGCCUUGUAGGCCUAGGUGCAGUCUUGACACAAGUACAGAAUGGUGAAGAGCGAGUGAUUUGUUAUGCUAACCGAAGUCUAACAGACGUCAAAAGACGCUAUUCAUAGACUGAAAGAGAUUAACUUUGGGUAUUGUAUGGGCAUGUGAGCGACUACACAUGUACUUGUAUGGAACAGACUUUGAAAUCCGAACAGAUCACAAGCCCCUGGAACUUAUUUACUCAUUGACAAGGAAAUCACACCCAAGUGCAAGAUUCAGUUGGUGGAUAUUAUGAUUGCAGCCAUAUAGCGUACUGUUUUACAGUGAGACACACCCGAGGGAAAGAAAACAUUGCAGAUACUUUAUCUCACCUCACAGAUCAGCACACCAAAUCAUGUGCGAAACUGUGCACCGAAACCAAUGGUAUGUGAGGUUUAUUGCUGAAAAUGUAACUCCAUGUGCCCUAGUGGACCAAGAACUGUCUAAUGUCAGAGAGUGUAUUCAAAAGAGACAGUGGGAGACACUUGAAAACAAGCGAUACUUGAUGGUCAGGAGUGAACUUUCUGUCAUUGGAAAACUAGUACUACGAGGAACUCGGAUCCUUCUAAGUCCCUUCUAGCUUGUGAGAAAGAGUACUGAAUCUUGCUCGUGAGGGCCAUCCAGGGAAAGUGUUAAUGAAACACUGACUCCGUACAAAAGUUUGGUGGGCAAAUUGUGACAAGGAUGCUGAAAGAUUCUGUAAGUCAUGCCCUCCUUGCCAAAUGGUUUCCAUACCACCACCACCAGAACCACUCAAGAGAACAGAGCUCCCAUCAGGUCCAUGGCAACAUAUCUCAGCAGAUCUUACGACUCUAUCACUACCUUAAGGAGACCACCUGUUUGUAGUUGUAGACUACUACAGCCGAUAUAUAGAAGUACAAGUUCUGAAGCCUACUACAAGGAAAUAAAUGUCAAAUUUCACAAAAUGACAUCUUUCACAUGAAAUUUUCAGAAUUUUACCUGUGUUUUCACAAUUCUUGUAAAAUUUGACAUUUAUUUUCUCGGGCUCCCAUGAGAAAUAGUCUUUGGUGUUAUUAAAAACAACUAAUAAUUUAGUUAUCUAUAGUCCUUGAGAAAUGUAAAAAAGAAUGCAAAAUUGUUUAAAUUAUUCUGGUACAAGGUUUUUGUCUGCUGAAACUUGAAAUUACUCAAUUUCCUGAUGGAUUCCAUCUUAAAGUAAUUUUUUCCCAUUAUUAUCAAUUUAAAAGAAUCUAAUUAAAUUACUCAAAUCUUUCAAAUUUCUACUUAAGACCAUGGGCUAGUUAAGACAUUUUAAUAGCCCGACAUCAUUUUUAGUCGCCUUGGGCAACAGGGCUAUCGGAGAUGUUGAACCCUUGUUUUUGUCCUAAACAGAGUCUGGGUAUUGCAUGAUUGAGUUGAUUUGUUCAAUGAAACUUGUCUGUGUUCCAAGUAUACAAAGGCAAUGACUAUAAAGUAAAUAUUGUCAGUUGCAAUUGCCAAUAAAUGACUUUAGGAUAUUUUUGGUCCUAGUCUGCAGAAUGAGAGUUUCAAACCCUCAGCAGGUCAUCUCUACCCAAAAUUAACUACCGCCAAGGUAAGGGGGGGGGGGGGGAGGCAUUUGAUCACUUUGAUCACCUAAAAUAGACCAGUGAUGGGCCAUUUGAAUGGCUUUUGGCUCAGUUAAUUUUAUUUGAUUGAGACAGUGCUAGGAAAAGACGCACCCAUUUGGAAGUGAUAACUGGGCUUGCUCUUGUUUCGUUUUGUUUUUUGUUUGCAGCAAAUUUAGUGAUCCUUAAUAUACAAAAAUAGUUCCACGAUUGAAGCGAUUUGCUAAAGGAGGGUCUCCAAUAGGUUUAUGGGUCCAGGAUUUGCUUUAUUUGAAGGCCAGGACUGUUUUUGGAUUUAAAAGCAUAUUGGAGGGGGUAAUAAUUUAUUCCAAAAUGCCAGUAUGCAGAGGUGGGAUGCCCAUAAAAACCAUUGGGAUUAGGAAUUGAGCAAGAUUCUGGAGUGGGAUGACAGGAUUAUAGAACAUAACCUGAUUUGGGACCCCUUGUAAAGAGUGAUUGUGUAGAUAGACAUAUUUUUGGUUUAAUCAGUCACAAGCUGCCCAUCCCCCACUGUAUGGAAGUUUGUUGGGCUGUUAUUGUCAGAGAUAAUGCUUAAGGCUGUGCCUGGUAAAUGGAUGGUUAAUAUGGCAUUAGAACAAACAGUAAUAUAUUAUUUUUUUCAUUAUUUUGAGUUUGUCAUGUAAUCUUGGAUUUAGCUGUUGGUUGUGUAAUUUCCCAGGCACAUUACAGACACUUGCUGAGUCAGAUCUGUGGGAUGGGGUACUCUUUACUUCUGAUCUUGAUCUUGUUUUGUCCUUGUUUCUUUUUUUUUGUCAUUUUAAUAAACAAAAGAUCCAUAAUUUAUUGUCCCUCAUUUAAAUUGGACUCGGUCAAAUAGACCAGAGUUUGUCAUUGCCCAUUGGUAAGAUAUUUUAUUGGCUUAUUCUCCGUUUGGUACGCAGUCAUUUUUGCAUUGGGUUAUUUUUGGUGUUUUUUGAUGGGUAAAAAUCUUUGUAUUUUGUUUUAAUUAGGACAGUUCUGACUAUGCCAGCAGCUGAUGGGUUAAUUUGUUCAUUUAAGAUUUGUUUGAUAUCUUUCUUACGUAAAUGCAGUAUUGGUACAAUGUUGUAUUGAGUUUUUAAUACUUUUUCACGUCAAACUAAAGUAAGGACUGUUUUGUUGUUUAAUGUGGCAAACAUCACAAGUGCUGUGUGCUAAACUGCUUGCUGUUAAGAUUUAUAUUGGUUUUUCUUUUUCAUUUUAAUACCUUCUAGAAAAAUCUUGGCCAAGGAACAUCAGAUGGUACAUUCAGGAACAAGCGAUAUUUCACGUGUCCCCCAGACUCAGGAGUUUUUGUUGCUCUUGAUAAACUUACACCUAUUGAGGAUUCAGACUCAAAAUCACCUACAUCUCCAAAGAGAGAUGAAAGUAGUCCAAGUAGUUUUGCUUCAAGAGUGAUUCCUUCUUUAUUUAAAGGGAAAAAAUAUCAUAAGCAGAAGGUACAUAUAUCUCGGAAAGGAUCUGAUCAUACAGUUAAAAUUGAUGAACGAGUUGUAACAUUUGCUGGUGAUGCUCCUGUCAGAGGAACUGUUCGUUAUAUUGGUAAGGACAAAGACUCACAUGGACAAGUUCACACCCUUGUAGGAUUAGAGCUGGUGAGUUAAUGUAGUUGUUACAUGUAGAAUUCAUACACUUCAACUUGCUCGAAAAGCACUCUUAUAUCUUUUCAGUUCUUUCUAAAUUAAGCUUAUAGUGUAGACUUUGGUAUCUAACGGCCUUGGGGGAUAUUGAUGUACAUGUAUAUAAUUAUUCCCCGGAAAUGACGUACAUGAGAGAAUGAGAAUACCAAAUACAAAUUUGAAUGGCAAUAUGCAGGGAAUUUAUUUCUUUAUUCAUUUUGCAAUGAAGAGCAUGCUUGGUGACGACUUUGCUGGAAAUAAAAAGUUGCUCAAAAAUUGCCGGAUUUUGAUGCAAGUCUUAAAGCUUUGUUGUUCUUUUUUUAGAAGAAUUUUAACUUCAAAUGAGUAUAAUUUUCAGUUUUUCUCUAAUCUUGGUUUUUAAACUCGUGGAUACAUGAAGGAUAUCUGCCAGUUGUUGAGGUGGCUGUGAUACCGGUAUGUUCUCAUCAUGAAAACAAUGUAUUGUCGUUGUUACCGAUGUGCCCAUUAAGUUCACCCCCGUGAGAGAGACCUGUGAAAAAGGCUUUCACACUCGCAAUCUUUGCCCAAGUUCGCUGCGAAAGAAACAACACUUUCUUUCCAUUCUAUCAGUUCUGUCCGUUCUUUAGGUCGUGUAUAUACGCUACACUGAAGUAUUUCGAUCAUAAACCCUGAAAAGUUUUAAAUUUCUAGUAACAUUUCAAAGUAAUUAGAGCAUCGGUCAGUAUAAAAGACGGACUGCGGACUGCGGACCACGGACUGCGGACUGGGUAUAAAAUACGGACUAGGUAUAAAAUGCCGACUCUGGACUGAGUAUAAAACACGGACAAGGUAUAAAACGCGGACUACGGACUAUGUGUAUAAAAACAGCUUUAGAAGGUAAAACUGAGAGAAAUAGAAAGCGGACUAGCAAAAACGGGAGUCCCAGCUUUAACAUUCCCUUGGCUGUUCACGUAGUCUAUUCUUCCCACGGAGAAGGAAGGUUAUGCCGGUACUCAAGGCAACUGAAGUUAAACUCUGAAUUUUAUAAAAAGGAGUUUGAAGAGAUUUCAGUUUGCAGUUUUAAACCAAUAAGAAGCACCGAAUUAAAAAAAAUAGUAUUGGUGUUAGUCAGAUCAGUAAAAUUCUUAUCGGAUGCCACAAUUCCGUUUCAAAUAAAGCCUUGGGAAUAUGAGGACUGAAUGAAGAACUCAGACGAGAAGGUCAAUGCCAUGCACAAAAGCAGUAUUUAGGUGGGAGGGAUUACUCACAUACGUGAAUAAUAACCGAAAUGAGUCAUGCAACGUUAUAUUCUAAGCGAUGAUUAUGAUAAGAUGAUUUACACGCUGCUCCUGAUCCCCGGAGGGGGGUACUACUGGUAAUUCUUGGUGGGGGUGUAGUGCCCGGUUCUCCGAAUCCUGACCUUAUUCCAGACCAAAAACUUGUCAUUUUCCACACCCGUUUUCAGACUAGAUGUCUAAAAUCCAUACCCAUUUUCGGACCUGGCCUUAUUUAGCCUGUCCCAGGUUCUCAGAUAGUUGGGGAAACUCCCCAGUUUUCUCCCGUUUUAUUUUCGUGUUUUCGCUUUCUGAAUUCAGCGGACCCAACUAUCUCAGAGCCUUGAACAGGUUAGUCCUAAUUAGGCAAAAAUUUUGUCAUCAUUACCAAGUUAGAGCGGAAACAAAAAAAUUCUCCAAAUGUAUUUCGAAUUCGCACAUUUCUAUUUCGUUCUCAUUCAUUUGGAAUUGAAACGAUAAAUACGUCCAUUCAUGUACGCUCCCGUAGUUCCCUCGAAAACCAUACCUGAUUCCACGCCAAAAUGGGCAAAGUGUUUUCAGACCAAAAAGGCCCAAACCCCCUACCCUUCCAUUAUAGAAGGGAGUACCACCCCUGAUCCUGACCCCUUUCAUGAUUGUCAGAGACCAAGACAAGGUCUAAAAAUGGGUGAAGAAAAAAGCAUUUUGAUCCGGCUCAUGAUUCAGAGAACCGGGCGGGACACCUCCACCAAGAAUUUAUAGGAGUAUUUACAACUUUAACUCACGUGUCUUGCUAUUUAGCGAUCUUUUGAUCUUAUUUGUCCUUACCUAGAACCAAUUUGCACGGUUUUUACCAAAGUAGUCCGUAGUCCGUAUUUUAUACCAAGUCCGCAGUCCGCACCUUGUCCGUGUUUUAUACCCAGUCCGUAUUUUCUAGUCCGCGUUUUAUACCUAGUCUAUAUUUUAUACCCGGUCCGCAGUCCGUAGUCCGCAGUCCGCAGUCCGCAGUCCGUGUUUUAUACUGACGAGGGGGGCGUAAGGGGGGUCCGAAAACCGCAAAACCGCACAGAAAUACGCCAAAAAACCGCAAUCCGCAUCGGAUUUUUUCCCGAAUACCGAAACCGCGCGUACAUGUAGGCCACAAUAUGAAAGCCGACGUCAGCAAGACUUGUGAUAUAUUCUGAUAUAGACUACGAGUAGUCCCCCAUUUUUCCUCAGGGAUAGUAGAGCGAGCAAAACGCGAGCACGCGUGAAAAUCACCCCACGCGAGAAAAGGCGACACGCGGCGGGGAGAGAGAAAACUGAGGGACUACAGACAAAGCCCAAGCUUUUGACCCUUUACGGCCGACUGAUUUUGGAGUGUGUUUUUCUCUUUCCCCGCCGCGUGUCGCCUUUUCUCGCGUGAGGCGAUUUUCACGCGUGCUCGUGUUUUGCUCGCUCCACUAUCCCUGAGGAAAAAUGGGGGACUACUCGUAGUCUAUUCUGAUAACAUUGUGCGUUAGUAUUAAACAUACCAUCAUAACGCUAACGAUAUAUUGUACUACACUAUUAUACUCUAUUUACUACUAACCAAAUGCCAAGUAUGCUGGUCAUGUACUUGAACGAGUAUUUAUAUCUCCCUUGACUUUGAAAAACUCUGUUUCUGAUCCUGUACGUCUUACAUUGGGUGACUGAUUACUUUGGACGAGCCUGUGCUAGUUGUGGAACGCGGAAUAAAUAUUUCUUCUGGAAUUGUGACCUUCUUGUCUCGUAAAGAGUUCACGUUCAGUGGAGAAGAAGAUUGUUAAAACGUACACCUCUUCUGAAAUUCUCCCCUUCCUUUCCUUCUUCAUAGAAGAUUGCCACGCAAUUAAUUAUUACGUCCUCUUCGCUUUCAGUUGCGACCUCGAAGACCUCAGUUGCCAUUGUCGCGCAUUGAAUCAAAGAGAACACGAGGCUGUACGGCUGUAGGAGCUAACAUCCGGCAUAGAAUUUCACGAAGCGGACGCAUCAUUGGCCAAAACGGUUAAUCACAUUAAGGGACAGUGUCCCGAUUAUGCGCACGCGCGAGCGUCAUCUGUUUUUUCUUCAAAAGACAAUAGAACUGUCAUAUUGACUCGACAAGAUUUCCUUCCGGACCGCACCGCCGACAGAGAUUUGUUGUUUAUAUUCUCAAGUAAUAUUUUAGACUUUCAAAGAAGUCUUUCGUCUUAUAUAAAAAUUUGGCUUGCGGUUCAAAGAGUUAUCGCGAUUUUAUCGCUAGCUGGGCCGCCUCGCGACCCGAAAAUCUCGUUCCGCUCGCUUUAAAAACAUAUUUUCUAAUUUGAAACUCGUGUCAGAGGUCAUUUGUCCCCAGUCCAGUAAUAUCUGCCUGAUUUGCUCGCGUUAGCCUCAAACCUUUGAAAGACAUAAAUAAAAAUGCAAUCUCAACGCUAUGAAUCAUCAGAAAGGUUAGUCAAAAAUUAUAUUAUGAUUUCAUGGCACUAGUUUUCCUAAACAUGUAGCGCCUGUUUGUUUGAUUUUUUCGGCCGUUAGGGAGAUUCAUUUAAAAAAGUUUACUAACGCGUCGUUGCAAAACAUUCUGCUUCACGAAGCUCCCCUCCACAAGAUCUCCUCAGUCACAUCAAUGUCUCAAUGGUUUCUUUCUUACAGUAUUUAUUGUUGCCGUUUCAUUUCUGCGUAUUCCUUUCACAAUUAUCUGAGCUUGUAUGGAAGCUAGCAGCAGAAAUAAGCCUUCAAUCGGCAUCAAAGUGCUUCCAAUCUUUUGGUCCUCCGGCCAACGGCAAUAAAAGUAACGCCAAAAAAAUUUUGCCCAAAUCGAAACUUAACGGGAACAAUAUAUCAUUGAUCUGUAAUCCUGAGAAGUUUUAGUGUCGUAUUGAACCCGGUCAAGCGCGAUGCAAACGGAUUUUUCAAGGUUCUCUUACUCUCCUCGCAUCUUUUGAUUUCGCGACAUCCUGUCCAAAAAUCAAAGUUUGGUGCAUGCGCAGUAACGGGAUACUGUUCCUUUAAGUAUUAACUGGAAAAGGUCGUAAUUGCAAACCACAGAGUUAAAUUGUAAGCUGACAUAAUGAACCCUGAUGCGUUGUAAAACAAAACACUUGGCUCGCGCCUGCAAAACAACCGGAUGCCGACCGUUCUAAAGAGUUAUCACCGCAGACACUUUUUUUUUCACCGAAAACCGCGACUUAAAGGUUGUAAUAACCGCAAAACGCUUAGUGUUUUGAAACCGCAAUACCGCGAGUUAAAAUAAAAAUUAACGCAAAACCGCACCAAAAAUAACGCAAAACCGCAUCACCGCAAACCCUUACGCCCCCCUCACUGACCGAUUAGAGCAUUGCCAAUAAAUCGCGGUAUCAACGAGGUUUAUUGUUUAUGCCCAAAACUUCGCAGUGUUUCUAGCACGGGCUCCAGCGAGGAAUGGAUUACAGUUUCCCGGGAGAGUGGAGAAAAGAGCUGGACAAUCAUAAGAUAACUGGGCUGGUCUCAACGGAUUUGUUUUGUCAAAAACGUUCGAUAUACACCUAAUUCCAAAAUGGCGGUCGGGCGGGAUGAUCUGGGGAGAGCCGCGCGGAAACGAGGCAUCGAGGGCCAGGUCAAACAUAACAACUAUGGCGUCCUGCGCGUAUGGUCCAUCGUAUUUUAAUCAGAAGAAGACAUUCCUGGCAGUUCUUUGAACGGCAGGGAUCCGAAUCGGUUGAAAAAUAGCGAGCUUCAAUUUUAGUUAAAGUGCCGUGGUGAUUCUUGUAAAGGUUUAAUCACCAAAGCACAACUUUGCAAGCGGUAAGUGAUAUUUGUUUUGCGUCGCAAUUUGUCGUUGCUAAGGGACCUUAAUGGUAGGCGCCUAAUUCUCUCUGUUCUUUUACAGCGUGAAUGAGUAUUUGAAUGCCAACACCGAUCAUCUUCUGGUCGACCCGGACGUAAAUAUCGUCUAUAGCACGCGAAAAAGACAGCGGUUGAACCAAGAUACUGCUCCUCAGCCGGUGCAAGCUGACGAGAUGCUGAAGACGAGGCAACAAACGUGUCGUUCCCAGCAAAUGGAUGAUGAUGAUGUGCCCCAUGAUCGCACACGCCUACCAUAUGAAAACACCGAAUGAUCUUGCCGCCGGCCCUCGAUGCCUCGUUUCCACGCCGCUCUCCCCAGAUCGAUCCGAGCGACCGUCAUUUUGGAAUUAGGUGUAUUCUACCAUAUGAUCUGAUUGUUCUCAAAUUUGGAAAUAUGAACCUGAUGAGAAAACAGUUGACUUGAUUAAAGAUUACUGAUCGGAUCGUCAACAACGCGUGAAAAUCGGAAACGCGUUGUUUCGUGGCAGACAGUCUUUACAGGAAUUCCCCAGCGAUCAAUACCGGGACCGCCAAUAUUCAAUAUUUUAAUGAAUGAUCUGCACUGCGCAAUUAAGCACACCACUUUGUCAACCUAUGCUGACGAAAUGCAAAUUUUCUAUACAGGAGAUUUUCGGUUACGGAAGUUGAAGUAGUCUGCUACACAGCCGUUUUUAGUGUGACGACACUGAAAACGGUUGUGUAGCAGACUAAAGUUGAAGCGGCCAAUGUAGCACAAAUCUUGGUAGGAUAGAAAAAUGGUACGAUGAAAAUGAAAUGAGAAGAAAUCACGAGAAAUACAAGGCAAUGGUUUUAGGAAAAUCCUGUAUUUAAAUGUUACAACACUUGCAACAGAAAACGAAAUUGACCUACUCAGAGUGACUGUGGAUAGAAAGUUAAAGUUUGAGUCCCACAUUGCCAAAAUCUGCCCGGGUGAUUUGGCGUGAUCUACCUAUCAGACAAUGUUAAAGAAAAGCGGACAAUAGGGCCAUUUAUACGAGGAAAAAUAAGACGCGUCUUACAUAAGACGCGAACUGUACCGUUUAUACGAGCAUGUCUUAUCUGAGACAAGAACAGCUCUUAUAAAUGGUUCGCGUCUUAUUUCUGUUCUUGACUCGUUUUCAUGUGAAUGUUGCCCGUAGCAACGGCAAUCCAACGUGGGGCGCCAAAAAUUUACGCAUGCGUACUAUACGUUCGCGUCUUAUGUAAGACGCGAAGGUCAUUUAUACGAAGUUUUUCUCGUCUUAGCUAAGACGCGUCUUAUCUAAGAACAGGUGUUAAGGGCUGUUGUAAAAUAAGACGCGUCUUAGCUGAGCCGCGUCUUAGUUUAGACAAAAUGUGCCGUUUAUACGGAAAGUUCGCGUCUUAUUUUUCCUCGUAUAAAUGGCCCUAAUAUCUCACAAACCAAAGACUGGCCAAACGUUUAGGAACGGUUCGUAGAAUUUGAAAUCAAAAUAGGAAAGAUUUAAAUACACUUGAAGCGCCUGUACAUCUUUCAGAUUUAAUAACAUAACAGGCUUAUUUUAAUUUCAAAGGUAUACGACAUUUUCAUUGCUCAGUUGUUCUGCAAACUAUAAUUAGUCAAUAAAAUUAUCGAGGGAGGCUGGUCUGUUAGGUCCGUUUCAAACGUCAAAGCUGCUGACAAGCCGAACUCAAUUGAUCGAAUGAAGUUCGAUUUUGCUCCACAGAAGCAUGACGUUUACAACCAAGCCCUGCUACGGCCGUGCCUAACUUAGUUUAAGUGCAUUACAACGCUUUGUUUUCGACAACAGCUACACAAACUUUAUUUGACUGAAUUGAAUUACAGGGUUGAAUCGGGCCUAAACUAUUUUUUCACUUCUGUUAGUAACGGGCACUGGCUGGGUGCCUGGUCGUGAAACGUCCGCUGUCACUGACGCGUCGGGCAUCUGUGGCAACAGAGAUUCAGUAGGCACCUCCGUCGUGUCUCCUGUAAGGACUAGCGGGGAUGUUAGGUUCGAGAUUGUUCCUUCUAAUUGCACUGCGUCGUCAUCAUGUUCUGAGAUGGGUGGGUAUUUCUCGGGAAGCUUGUAACAAAGGGAGCAGUCCUUGGAGCAUCCUACUGCUACCUGAUCCUCCACUUGAGCCUUAAACCAUUUAAACGUACCUCGCCUGUCUACUUUUUUCGCGGGUGUACAUUCUUUGGCUGAAGCAGCUGACUAGAGCGAGUCGCUUGAUAAGGGGAGCGCAACUAUCCAAUCCUUCUGAUGUUUCUAUAAUUCAGUAGAAACCGUUUUGGUCAUAGGCCGCAUCCUCGUCUUUGUUUACGAAAAACUUUGUCGUCUUCACUCUGUUGUCCGCUUUUCCAUUAGCUGUAGAUAUAUAAGUGACAUUUUGAUGUGCUUCAACGGGAAAUCAUUUGCAAAGUUCUGAAAUUCGGUAGAAUCAAACUGCGGCCAAUGGUCCGCUGUGAGUGUUUCUGGUAGUGGGCUUUAGCUUACAGGUAAUGGACUUGGAGGUCUUGCAUCCCAUCACGUCCAGCUGAAAAAAGUUAGAAUAGCGAUAAGUGAUGACUAGGUGGUUAGUGCUGUGAGCUCUGAGAGGUCUGCCAACAUGCUUUCUUUGGGUUUCGAAGCACAGUAGAGGUCCUUUCAGGACUUAUGUUAGUUUGUGACUAUCGCAGAUGCUGCACCGUGAGAUAUACUCUGGAAUUUGCUCCUAACUUCCUGGUCAGUAGAAAGCUUUUCUAGCCCUCCGCAGACAGAUCUUGACGCCCAGCUGGUUUGCUUGUACUUUGUCAAAGAUACACUGUCUCGAACCACUUAGUGCCACAAUUCUUUCACCUUUAAACCCUGAAGCUAAAAUAAGAUUUGUUUUUUGUAGAUUCUCUUUCAAUUCAGCUAUCUCAUUUCGUAAAGAUUGGUUUUCCUUCCUUAGCUUUUCACUCCCUGUCAUAAUUGGUAGAAAAAAAGACGAAAUAUAAUCUUAACUCGGAGAGCUCUUAAUACACACGUCCGACCAGUACAGACAUUCACACCAGUCUCUCUUCAUACCUUUCUGUGCAGAAAACUUGGUUACCUUUUGUCAUUAACACCCCACGCAUCUCCUUAGAUUUUUUCAUCCUGAUUGGUUAAAGGCUGUUACACUCUGCUGCGUGGGUCUGCAAUAAGCAUUUGGAUACCCUCACUGUAAGUUACUUUUGAGUGAAACUUCUGUCAACAGCAUUCUUUGUAGCCUGCGAACCGCAGACGUAUUUCCGGUCGUCGCUUCUCUCCCUCCGAAAAAUAACGUCUGCGAACCCGAGCAGCAAAAUGAUUUCCGUGACGUGAAACGUUUUGUUUUGAUUUUGGCCAAUCACAUCAAAGGAUAGAAUACAGCUCGAGUGACUCCUCGCGACCUUGCGCGCUGGCGUCUUGUAUUUUGGCGAGAGUUACCAAAUACGCUUUGGAAUGUGAAUUUCACGUCGCGCGCGAAUUUUAAAGACAUAAAAACUGGCUGAAGUAAGAGUAAACGACUUGGACCAGGAGCUCUUUUCAGAGCUCACUGAACCCCUGGUCCAGCCUUUACUUAUACAUGUAGUGCCACUAUUUGCAGACGGAAAAGAUCCAAACUACUGUUUACAAAUCAAUGGGAACGUUUUAUGGGAAUGGAGGACGCUGGAAGGCAACUUGAAGAAACUAUAUGCAGUUCUUCAAAGAAACCUACGUCUAAAUGGCUAUUUGCUGAAGGAAUCUGCUUUUAAUCGGGUCUCUGUGUUACUGGGCACGAAAACGAAAACUUUCGUUGACAAAAUUAAAAAAGAGAAUAAUGGGAAGCGGCGCUGACAAAAGUUGGUGAAUCGUUUUAUACAGACACAUCCUUGAUGGAUUCAGAAAUCUCUGACAAUUGCUCGUCAAUAAUUCAAACUCCUACAAGUAUCGCCACAAAUUAAUGAACUGAAAGAUUACAAGUCAGUGGGCCGGACCCAGCAUGAAAUAAAUAUUUAAAGCAUAGUCAAGAUGACAUUUCAGCUAUGACGCUUCGACUCAUCUUAUAAAAAACUAUUGAAAAUAAAACCUUGAAAAGAACAUGUAUUUAAAGAAAAUAAGAACAACAAAAAUAAAAUGCUUUCGAUCUGUUCAAAGUUCUGUCUGAACCAAGAAACAACCACGCAUAGCUACGCAUGGGAAAUCAAUUACCACAUGUCCUAGCUUUCAAAGAUAAAGGAUACUAAAAAGUAUCUAAAAGAGCACACGACAAACUAUCGAAGAGUUCUCCAAAGCGCACUUUCCUACGAGGAACCAGAAAGGAACAGAAGCAACAAACGGCAUGAUGCGUUUACUGUCAUUGGGACAUUUAUCGUUUCUAAUAUGAUCAAACAACAAGGUGCGAUAAAUCAAUGACUCCGUAGGCAAAUAGAUAAAAAAUGUCCUGUAAUCUUCUCUUCAAUAUGAAUCCUCUCGGUGUUUAUUUCAUCAAUCAGUCCCACAAUCCGGGUAAAUUAACCUUCGUAAACGCGUCGUUCUGAGGAAAAAGGGCAGCUGAACACAGGCUACGUUGUCCUUUCAAUUUCGACUUGCAAACAUGUCCACCUCGCACGAUCUUGCGAGGUCUCGCGAGUUAGUUCCUUGAUUUUAAGAGCUAAACUGUGAUUGGCUACAAAGGUUUUACGUCACGGAAAUCGUUUUGUCGCUCGGGUUCGCAGACGUUAUUUUUUGAAGGGAGAGAAGUGACGACCGGAAAUACGUCUGCGGUUCGCAGGCUACAUUCUUUGCAGCCUAGCCUCCUCUUUGCACUCAUCAGAUUCUUCUUUAUAACGGCUUCCAGGGGUUUGUGGUCAGUUUGAAUUAAGGCCUUUCUUUCAUAGACGUACAUGUAGCUCUCAAAGCCGAAGACGACUGAUAACACUUCCUUCUCAAGCUGGGUGUAGUUAAGCAGUAAGGGCUCUAGAUGCAUGUGCAGUGGUACUUCAUGGGCAUCUUAAAGUAAGCAUACUCCGAGAUAUCCAGAGACUUAUCAAAUUGAAGCACAGUCUUCCUAAAAUACGUGAGCGCUGGAGCUAGGGCUAAAACUUGUUUUACUUUCUCCAGGCAUUUUUUUAUAAUUUACGAUUACAAGUAAUCUCUGGACACUUACUGCUCUGUGGGGGUUGGCAUGCCCUGAUCGUGCUUGGAUUAUCUUCAAGACCCUCUGAAGAUACAGCUAGGCUCAUGUAGAUGACUUCCUUCUGCCUAAUUAAGAGACCUGCUACCCCAUUUAAAUCUGGAAACGCUUGUGGUUUUGACCAUACUCACAUGUCUGAUGUUCAGUCAAAAUUUUAUCUGUACCACUUUGUUACUCAAGUAAUUUGUUUAUUUCUACUGGCAAAUUUCUGAUGAGAUCAAAAUUGAAAGAGCUGUCCCAGUUUUCCCUCGAAAUUUAUCGGUUAAAACAAUUCUUGAAAAUUAAAACGGCCGUUAAAACAACCGAGCCAGGUGUAUGACGGUUUUGUUUUCUUACGGUUUUGCGGCUAGGCAACUGCGAAAGCCAAACCGAUUUAGAAAGAAAUAUCGCCAAAGCAAGAUUACACUUCGCUUAGCGAUUCUCUUGGGAGUCACUCGCGAUGCGAAUUCCGAAAAAAUUAUAAACGUCGCAUACGCGACGGCGACUGGUAAUUGGAAUGAGUGUCAAAUCUACUUAGAAGCCUUCUCCCAAAUCGUCGCCCGCCCCCUAUGUAGAUAUGAAACUCAUUCCAAGAGUAAACUCGGAAUAUUUGAGACCAAAAUGGCCGCCCUUAAUGCAAAGCGCUGGAUCUAGACGAUCUUUUGGAAACAUAGGGCCUGUGAACAGUCUAUCGAAGGGCCUUAGGUCUUUCUGAACUACUGGAGCGUAGCUGCAUUUCGAAGAUCUCUAAAGUAGAGACUAUAGUUGUAGUGUGGAGUAUAGGUAUCGGAUAGGUGUUCAUACUUUACCGAAUUGCUUUUCACGUCGGCAUGAAAAGCAAUCCGGUAUAGUGUGAACAUGGCCCAAGUCUAAAAAUGUUGCACUUUUUCAUAGCCUGAAAUAAUAUUGAUUUUAUAAUUGUCCCGGGAUAACAAGUUUUUUCAACACGCGGAUAUUUCUAUUCCCCAUUGGUGAAAUAGGUGGAUAAAAUCUUCGAAUGUUCUCGAUCUUUUACGUAAAACGUGUUUGCGUUAGUAGUUUUUAAAGGAAGUUUGGAAGAAUAUGAGGGUCUGGUUGGGGGGCUACAAAUGUCAGUUGUCAGUUAAAAUUUUGGCCGUUUGUCAGUUGUCAGUCAAUUGGCUGUUAAUAAUUAAUUAAGUAAUUUGGUUAUUUCUUUUUUAUCCAAAAUUUAGCUCAAAAGGUACAAUAAAUGUAAAUUGUAUCACUAAUUCGAAAAUUGCCACACUAAUAACCUUUUUUUUUACAAAUUUGGAGUUGAAUUCAUUACAAGCGGCUUUCUAUCGUUACUCUCCUGCUUGCCCGAGCAUAACAUUCUCUCUAACCCUUAGACCCUUAGCUCAUCAAAAUUCACCUUCAAAAUAUUUGAAGUAUAUGGUGAGAAAGACAGACAAAUAUCGGAAGAGUUCUUUCUUUUUUUGUUCGUUUGAUUUGAUUGGGUAUUGUUUGUCAAUGGCUCAAUUGUGAUUGGCUGGGAUGAAGUGAUCAGGGAAUAUUGCACUCGCCCAAACAGACGCGUUGGGAAGAGAGUAACAAACAAAAUAUGUUUUCUCCUGUGAAACAUGAAACAUGUCUACUAUAAGCAUACCUUACAAAUCAAGUCGAAAAUGGGCACGUAUUGGCCUCCCAGAUCUUGAAAUGGUAACAGGCGCAAUAUCUUGGUUUCUAUAAUGUUUUGGUUCUUAGCUGAUGUACUGCGUGUUUUAAUGUAUGAAUUUACAUACGAUCAACCGACACCACUAAAAUCUGACGUGCAACGAUCCCUCCAGGAAAGGUGUCGAGAAGCAAGCACACGCGGUGCAUUACGUGAAAACAAGAGCGAAAAUAUUCUGAAAGCGUAGCAGUACCCAGAAGGUUUUCCGGACUAACUUGCAUGCUUAUAUUUACACCACUACAUGAAACAAAUACACAAGCACUAAGAAUACAUACUGUUCAUUUCGCUUCCUGAGUCAUCCAGCAUACUUGGAAGCUCCAGCUUCCACUGGUCGUCCGUUGUGAUGGCGAAGUUAUCACUUUUCCCGUCCGGUUUCGGUGCCAUCCGAUAAAGCUUCAUAUCGGAAUCUCCAAGGCCGUAUUUAAUUGUUAGUUCCUUCAGACCAAGGAAUUGAAUAAGGUGCUUUUUGAGAGCAUGUACUGUAUUUAAGUCAUUUAUCGGAAUACGGCUUCUAUGUCUUUCGAAUGCCGUAUCCGAAUUAACGCGGUAAAAGCUUACAAUCGCUUUAGUAACGCCAGCAUUGGCAGCCAUCAUGUAAACUGGCGCGUGCUCGGGACUGCUCAGCGUGAGUUUGUAAGUUCGAGAUCAGAGGUGAAAAUUAUGACCCUGAUGUACAUGGGUCAUACAGUAAAUUAUUAACGAAAGACCUAAUAUAAAACGUGCAUUUGUUUGACGAAAAGAGUAAAACAUUGUUAUUUACAACGGGUUUUGAAGGAUAUUUAGGGCAAUAAGAUUUUUUGUCAGUUGUCAGUAAAACGCUCUACAAAUGUCAGUUGUCAGUUAAAGGCAAGACGUGCGCAGCUACUUAGGUCUCACGUUUUUUUAUGAUUUUACCCUACCUUAACCCUCCAAAGGCUGCAAAAAAUGUUUAAAUAGUAAUAGUGAUUAUUUUUAGGGUGGCCUUUUUUAACGCACUGUUUCCACUUUGUAAUGGAUGCAUGGAAGCCUAUGAAUGUAACCUAGUGCUUGCAGGUUACAGAAGGAUUAAUAUGAUAAAGACAUUUAGGAAAUUGAAGUAUUAUUCAGAUCCUCGGUGCUCUGAGUAAUUCUAAAAGUAAUAUAAUUUUUGCUUAGCUCCAUACACUUCAUUAAAAGUAAGAGUCUAUUUGAUUCCGACGCAUUAUGCUUCCUCUUUCACCCUUCUCUAUCAGUCCACCUCCAUCCCAAAUAAACUGCAGGUAAAGUUACACUUAUACGCAAACCCACUCGAUUAUGACUCCAUACGACCAGAGGUACUGGUUUUGAGGACUUUUUUAAGAGAGAGAACAAACGCUUGGCUGCAGGUUCAACAGAAUAUUAUAACUAUCGUGUUCCCAGGGUAAAAAUCGCUGAGAGCAAACCUUCGAAACAUUCGGAGGCGGCGAACGAAAGCAAUUGGGACAGAACUGCAGUUACUGUAACCCGGGCCUUGUAAUAACCUCUGGCAUCCUUGUUUGUUGCUUGCAUCAGAUCUACUUGUAGUUAAUUUUUGUAAAAUCACAGUUUUAUACGUGUGAAGGUUCUACUGAUUUUGUGUAAGGUGGAACUGAGAUGUGUACUUGUGCUUAUUUCUGUCCUUUAAUUUUAUUAGGAUGAGAGGUGUGGAAGUGGAACUGGUAAAUUGAAAGGAGAGCUCCUCUUUGUAUGUAAGAGAGAUCAUGCACUUUUUGUUGAUAUUGAAACUGUUAUACCAGAGAAAGACUUUGAUCACGAUCCUGACAAAGAUACAACUUCACCAGACAGGUCAAUAGGUUAUGAUCCUGAUAGACUUUCAGGUAGGUUUUUUUUUAAAAAGGUCCAUGGAUACUCUCUUUAUGAAGGGUUUGUUGGUUUGAAUCCUCAUAAUGCUGCAAAUUCCACUUUUAGGACUUCCUACUAUUUCGCCUUAAAUUAAUUUCCACCUGUUUUUUUUAGAAACAAACAAUUAUCGUAUAAUAUUGUCGUGCCCAAAAUACAAUUCAGGAGGCCAUCAAUUAUUGCCUGCUUGAUAUGCGGGGGCUCGAAACUAUCUCCGUUGAAUAUCAUGUUAUUUGAACAAGAUAUAAAUCUUCUUAGUAAAAUACAGCUGGUGGUCUAUUAACAAUGCUGCGUUUUGAUUGGCUGAGCUACUACUAGGCUAUAUGUUAUAGCCCACUAGUAGCGAAAAGCGCCGCUUUUGGGCGGCAAAAAAGGAUUUAAGUCUAGCAUUAACUAGCUAAAGUUGUUUUGUCUCGAUAUUUUUGACCACCUAGUUGGAUUUUACUAAAGCAAUUAUUCCUCGAGCCCGUAUGGCCGCUUUUAACUGCAAUGCACUCUUCUCGUAUAAUUGAAUGAUUCAUUGUGUUUUUGGAAACCUUUACAGGGCAAGACCACUUACGCGAAACGAACGAACAAGCUUCAUUACCAGCAUUAAAACUCACGAGACAAGACUUACCAACGACGUCAAGAGAGAUACAGCGGCAUAAUGAAAAGUUACAGAGGGAAUUUAGGGAGAUACAGGAACGUGAAGAAGUGUUACAGAGGCGGUUAAGGGAAAUGCAGGAAAGUGAAGUAGAAUCACAAAGGCAGUUGCGAGAGACGCAACAACGCGAAGAACAUUCACAAAGGCAGUUAAGAGAAGUGCAGCAACGCGAAGAAAAUUUACAAAGGCAGUUGAGGGAGAUUCAGCAAAGUGAAGAAAACUCACAAAGGCAGUUAAGAGAAGUGCAGCAACGUGAGGAAAAUUUGGAAAGACUAUUGACGGAGAUGCAACAACGCGACGAAAACUCACAAAUGCAGUUAAGAGAGAUGCAGCAACGUGAAGAUAUUUUGCAAAGGCAGUUGAGGGAGAUGCAGCAACGCGAAAAUUCCCAAGAACAAAAUUCCUCUUUAGAAAGACAGCUUAGAGAAAAAGAUCAGGAAAUAAAUGAGCUAGAGUUAAGUCUCUCGUUGGCUCAGCGAAGAAUAAGUGAACAGCGACGACAGGAAACGUGUGACUGGGUCAUUUCCCGCAACGAAAUUCAAAUUACAGAUAAUUGUCUAGGGAGGGGAGGCUGGGGAAGCGUCAAUGAAGGCACCUACUGUGGCUGUACUGUGGCAGUGAAGCAAAUCCACGACCUGAUUCUGUCUCCUCACAACCGGCUUUUAUUUGAAAGAGAAAUGAAUAUAGCUUCAGCUUGCCGCCAUCCCUCUCUGCUGCAGUUUAUCGGCGCUACAAAUGAUGAGGGAACUCCUCUGUUUGUUACCGAGCUCAUGGAGAUGAGUCUGCGAGCUUUGUUGGAACAGCGGCCGCUUUCCGAAACAGAAAUACGCCUCAUUUCUCUGGAUGUAGCUCGUGCGCUGAAUUACCUUCAUCAGAAGAAACCAUCACCAAUCAUUCAUCGGGAUGUCAGCAGUGCUAAUGUGUUGCUAUGGCGAAAGGGUGACCAAUGGAGAGGCAAAGUGUCAGAUUAUGGCACUGCUAAUUUCAUACAGCAGACCAUGACAGUGGCUCCUGGAGCUGCCAUUUACUGCGCACCUGAAGCACAUACAUCAAACCAAACAGUCAAGGUUGGUCGUCAUCAUCGAUUUCAGGGCCCAGUUUUUAAUAACUAUAUCAUAGCAGGAGAGAAUGAGCUAAGAGAGCGAAUCCCUGUGCCUCAUAAAAAUUGUUUUAAAUCUAUUUUAAACUUCGCGCCCGUGCUGGGAAGGGUAGUUUUGUCUGUUGUUUUCGUGACCCGCGCGGUCUACUUUCACGUGAACGAGACAUGUUUCGCCGCCAAGCAUUUGAAGUUCGACAGCCGUUACAGUAAUUAGCGCGCUAGAGGUUUAAGUUGUUGACAUCUUUUUGAUCUGCGUGUUCCCCUCAUGAUUUAGGAAUGAAUUUCAUUUACACGAGAUUGCAGUAUUUAAGUCAAUAUUUCACUUAAGAAUUAAAUAUUGAGAUUUUCUAACGGCUCGUAGCCCCAUGUAAAGUAAAGAUCAUUGAAUACUGACUCAACCUGAAAGCCAAAGGCAAAAGUUAUCACACGCGAAAUACGAAACCUUUAAUAAGCGGCCUGCUUCAUUUGUUUAUGUAAGUAUACGAGAUAUUUUUUCUCUUUUUGCCAAGAAUGUUUCUCGUUCAGAAACAGUACGUUUGCUUUUUUCUUGAGAGUUUCAAACUGCAUUACUUCUUCUUAACUUCUAAUACUUGCGAUGAAUAUUUCGCUGUGCGAACACAAAUCAGGUUAGAUGCUUCAAGCUGUUAAAUAGUCACUAACCUGGAUGCCAGAGACUUUUGAUGCACGUUUUCAGGUUUCGGUCAAUUCUUUAUAUUGAGCGGUGUGCCUACAUUUUGUCUAGCGCCUUCUCUAAAUUCAAAUGUUUGGCAGCCAAACAUGUCAUGUUUGAACACUCUUUUCUCGUUUCGUGUUCACUUAUUACGGUGGCCCAAAAGUGUCACGGCAACCUCAAUUUGACUGUGAAAGGUUUGAACCCAGGAGUCAUUUCAAGAGUAGGUUGAGUUUGAUCGUCCGGGUGAACGUAGUCCUGAAUAGGACUGUUGUUAUUAACAGUGACUGACGUUUCGACAAGCUAUGCAGUAGUCAUCUUCAGGGUCAAAGUGAGUUGUAUCACGUCAGUUGAUGGUAUUAUACUCUGGUUAUUGAUCUGAUUGGUCAAUUACUUCGCGAUGUUAUUGGUCGUCUGUCAAUUUGACUCGCGGCAAUUUCAAUUUGUUCACAGCAAUUUCAAUUUAUUCACGGCAAUCUCAAUUUUGUUCACGGCAAUUUCAAUUUACUUACGGCAUUUUCAAUUUUACUCACGGCAGCGAUUACGCAUUUUUCGCUUCGCUCACCACCUGUCAGCUACGGCGGCCAACAAACGCGAAAUUAAAAUUCGAUAUUAAAAGUCGAUAUUUAAGGUAAAUCUUCAAAGUGAAAAUCAAAAAUCAAAAGUCGAAUUACGAACUUGGGGGUGGGUGGGUGGGGGAUAUUUAUAUGAGACUGGGACGAACUCAGACCGGCAUGACGGCAUGAGUUCGUAUCGGUCUCCAAACAUUUCUUUUCAUGCGCUUACAUGGGACCGGCCUAAGAAUGAACUCAGUCUGGUCUGACUUCAUCUCGGUCGCUGACCCAACACGAGUUACAGCUCUCGUACCGGUUUGAGACCUUACCGUUCACAUGUAAAACAAAAAACGAAUCCCAAACCGGGUCCAUAAAUAGCACGUUUCUUCGUAUGAUUCCACCUUUUUUGCUUUUUCUUAGCAAAAAUAGAAACAUUGCUACCUAUAACUCAGUAAACAAGACUGAGAAGUAGCUUCAAUGCUUGGUUUAAUGUGAGGGAUUGCAUCGAUUUGAGAUGUUGUGCAAUAUUAACAGGCCAUCAGAUGAGUGUUAUAUAGAGCUUAUAAUUUUCUGGGAGUAGUGAACUCUCCGGUUGUCUACUCACUGGCUACUGGCAUAAGUGUUCGUAAAUCGACUUUUGAUUUUUGAUUUUCACUUUUCACUUUCAAGAUCGACUUUAAAUAUCGACUUUCGAUUUUGCGUUUUGACUUUUGGUGGCCACUGUCGUCCGCCGUAGCUGACAGGUGGUGAGCGAAGCGAAAAAUGCCGUGAGCUAGCCGGGUUGCCGGGAAAAAAAUUGAAAUUGCCGUGAGUAAAGUUGAAAUUGCCGUGAGUAAAUUGAAAUUAUCGUGGGCAAAUUGAAAUUGCUGGGAGUAAAAUUGAAAUUGCCGUGAGUAGAUUGAAAUUGCCGUGAACAAAUUGAAAUUGCCGUGACACUUUUGGGCCACCGUAACUUUUGGAAGAGACAGUUGACAAUAUUGUUGGUUGUUUAUAUACUGAUGUAGCGAAGACCACGUUACGCAAUUUUCGUCGCUUUCUCCGGCAUACUUCCGAAAACCAGGACCGUUUUCUUGGUAGCUUGCGUAGCAGGCGCUUGGAAGUAGUGGGCACAAGAAAAAACGAGCGCGCGAGAAGAAGACACGCGAGGGGAGGGCGUGUCUCCCUUGCACGCGCCCGUUCUCUCUUUCGCCCACUACUUCCAAGCGCCUGCUACGCAGUCUAUUUUGUUGGUUGGCAGCUACUCUGGCCAGAUUUUUCCUCGUAGAAAUCUUUCACUCGUCCAAGAAAGUAAUACUAAGUUUAUACGUCAUAUUUCUUGCUGUGCGUGUUCUGCACUGAAUGAAUUACUCGCCAAGUUUAAAAUUACAUGACGCCACUCUAACCGACCAAUAAGGUGGCGUCCUUAAAAUAACCACGCAGUAUGACACAGAACCAAGAAUAGGUUGAAAAUCAUUUUCAUGGGAAAAGGGUCAUGUAUGUGGGAUUCGAUCUCUUAGCCCAUUAUCUCUUUAUCGCAAACAGAGUGUGUGACUGUGACCACUGUGUGUAUCCUGUUUGCUGCAGCCUGCGUUGCAGACACUCUAAGCCGCCGGUAUAGAGCGCCUUCGAAUUAGUGCACAAUAUCAUGCUUCAAUCCAACAGAGCCGCAAAGACAUAUGUAAGUGUUUUUGAUCUGCUAGUGUCUUACGCAGUUAGUGAUUUGUUCCGAAAUUUGUUAAAAAGUGUUGACAGGCCAAACACCAUUCAUAGCUCGCGACGACAGUGUGUACAUGACCUUAGUAUUAGGUUGAACAACAGCGAGGCCCUAUUAGGGUAAAAUUCCGACAAGUGACAUGGCCUUGACAUAAGGCAAAUGAAAUGGCGACAAACGACACAAGGAUGAGUUGAAUGUGUCUGAUUCGGUCUGUUUUGUUUUUCUUGAGAUAAGCGAGUCUUUGGACUGAAGCGUUAUGUCCUUAGUUCUUGUAGUUUCGCCGUUGGUGAUGACUUGUUUUAGAUGGGCAAUGCAUCUGCAGCGUAGAAGAAACUGGAAAAUCAAAGAUUGUCCGGAACCAGUCGGAAUGUGUUUACAAACACGUUCAGGCCGUCAAGGAAUAUUCUCUUGAAGUAUUUUCCUGUUCAGAAAAAACGGUUUCACGUCCGAACCGCUCUUUCACUCUUUCAACGCUCUUUCCCAGUUUUCGACAUGCCUGCAUUUAACCGUCUCGCAAACGUAACAAUUGGACCAAUCGUAAGGCGCGUAAGGAACCCGUCUAUCAGAAACGCUCACAUAUAUCCUUACGACUCUGCUGGAUAUCAGAACGAGCUUUUGUGCACUUAUUCUCAGACGGCCUCAGUAUACCGAUGGUUUAGAAGAUGUCUGGGCCGGUUACAACGCAGGCUCAGUGUUCUGCUGAUGUAGAGUAUAUGCAGUAUGUAACUGAGCUAGGUAGUCCUUUUACAUUUAUGGGGUUCUUCUGACGUAAUCUUAUUUGAGCGUCAAUGGAAAAAUGCUGUAUCAAAGGUGUAUCAAAGCUGAUAAACUAUUGAAUUGAUCUUAUCUCAUUUUCGCCAACAGGAUGACUGAAUAUGAGAACCUUCGUAGCAACAUCAGUUAAUAUUUUAAUUUAAAACGUGUUGGAAGUGUUUACUUUUUUCUUAUUUUCCUUUAGCUCGAUGUUUAUAGCUUUGGUGUUUUAUUGUGCGAAAUGUGCAUCCGGGAACUUCCAAAUGCUGAAAAUCGCGAAGAGCAAGUUUUGCUGAUGACGAGCCGCGUGUUGAGAGGCCUGGUACGGCGAUGCCUGCAGACAGACCCUGAAGCGAGACCAAAUAUGCAGGAGAUAAUCGAUGAAUUAUCAAGAGCUGUGUAACGUCUAUCAAGUAUUCUGUGAGAACUUUCGCAAUAGAAUUGAAUUGGUAAUUUUUUCUCUGCUCGAAGUCGUGUCUUAUCGUUUAUUGUGAAAUUGUAGUUUACAGAAGUAUUUAAUACUAGAAGAAAAUUACUCAGGUUAAAAACCAACAACUUUUUAGGUAUAGCGAGAUCUUCUCUUUAAAAAUUUAGUAAUGAUGCCCAAAAGCCAUACAGCUGUAUAUUAUAUCUUUCUCAUUUACCAAUGUGGGUAAUAGCAAAUGCUUGUUUUGGAUUAGCCUUGUGGGAAAAAAAAAACGUUCAUGAGGUCUGAGAGAAGAUCGCUAAGACAUCAGUUCUCUAUCCUAAGCUUGCUCAGUUCUUUUUGAUGGCCGUUACAUCCGUACUUUUUUCGGAUUGAAAGACCUCUAAGAAUUUGACUAAAAAACUAGUGUUACAAAAAAAAAAAGUGUUUUUUACAUAUGUAAUACGUUACUUAUAAAUAUCUUUUUUUACAUUUAUUCAGACCUUACUUUCUUCCGCGGGGGAAGAAGGUCAUACACACAAAGUACAAAAUAUUAACUGAAGAGGCGUGUAGACAUGGCGCUUAUUACAAGCAGUGGAAUAUACAAUUAAAUACGUGUAGCAGUUCACAGCACGGAAAACUCGAGGUCGAGAAGACAUUUGUUAUUGAGUUUCUUAUGACAGUAGUUUAGUAAAAGCCAUUAGAUAUUUGUAAGUAAACUUUCCUAAUUAUGUAAUUAAAGGUGAGAAAGCAGACACGACGACUACGUGUUUCUAAAUCUGUGAACGCCGAACAGACGGAUCAUAGGAGGGUACCUAAAAAAAAUAUUAAUACAUUUUUGAAUAUCCCUGGAAUUAAGGUGGCUCCGUAAUUAAUACAAGAGCAUUUAACUGUGACAAAUUUUCCGUCAUAACUUUUUGGUUUUUAACGCGAUGGCUGCGAAACUUGGCAAAGAACAACAGAUAUCAUUCGGCAAUAACACAAAAUAUUCCGAUUUCACUGACGGUAAAUAUUUCUUGAGAAAUUAGUGCUUAAAAGGACCCUACUGUUCAAAGAAAAUCGCGUCUAGUAAAAAAUUUUGCUGAUAUUUUUUACUGAAAUUUCUGGUAUCGGCUUUAAUUGAUAUAAUAAAUAUGCCAGAGGAAUUUCAGAAAAAUCGUUGGAGCAGAAGUCCGUAACUAAAAGUCGGUCAAAAUUCAGCUGUGAAAUUGUUUUGGAAUUUCAAAAAUAAAUUACUAUCAGGUAGAAGGAGCCACCAGUUUGAAUUUUCGGGACAGGUAAAUUCAACGCUUGCUAAUUCUUAAAACAAAAGCCGAUUGCCUAUCGUGCUAUUCUUUGAAAGGUACUUUUUAGUUUUAGAAGAACUAUAAAUUGCUCCAAACUUUGCUCUGAAGUAGAAUGACUUGUUCGUCGACAGUUUUAAAAUAUCCCUUGGCAGUUUUGGCUCAAACUCCUGCUGCAUACAUUUUGAUGUAUUGCCGUGCAUUUUCAACGACUUUUACUGCCGUUCGUUGCUUCCAACUCAGGAAAAAAGUAUUGAGAUUGGACGCUACCUCGUAUCAGAGCUCAGAAAGAACUGUCCAGCACCUUUGUUUAUGACUACAAAAUGAGCACGAGCGGCAGUUCUGCGUGGAAUUCGCACCUCACCCAGGGGGGACGAACGACGAUGAUGACCAUGCUUGUGAACCAAAUAACAUCACAGUGCAAAAUAAAAUUAUCGCAAAAUUACUGCCCGUGAAUCAAUUUACAACUCUGAAAUUUUUGUCACUCCUUCCUUCAAUGAAUGGGUAUUUUUUUCUUGAUUAUUAUGUUUUGCUCUGCAAUACAUGUUUAUACAGAUCGGUUCACAGACAUGGGCAUCAUUGUCACUCGUCCCCCCUGGCUGAGGUGCGAAUUCCUCGCAGAGCUGCCGCUCGUGCUCAUUUUCUGGUCAUAAACAAAGGUACUGGACAGUUCUAUCUGAGCUUCGAUACUAGGUAGCUUACAAUCCCAAUACCUUUUUCCUGAAUUGGAAACAACGUAAAGCAGGAAAAGCCGUUGGGGAUGCUUUGCAAUACAUCAAAAUGUGUGUAGCAGGAGUUUGAACCAAAACUGCCAAGGGAUAUUUUAAAAAUGUCGAGGAACAGGUCAUUCGAUGUCAGAGCAAAGUUUGGAGCAAUUUAUAGUGCUUCUAAAAACUGAAAAUUACCUUUUAAAGAAUAGCACGAUAGGCAAUCGGCUUCUGUUUUCAGAAUCAGGAAACACACUGAAGUUGCUUGUCCCGAAAAUUGAAACUGGUGUCUCCUUCUUCCUGAUAGUAAUUUAUUUUUGAAAUUCCAAAACAAUUUCACAGCUGAAUUUUGACCGACUUUUAGUUACGGACUUCUGCUCCAACGAUUUUUCUGAAAUUCCUCUGGCAUAUUCAUUAUAUCAAUUAAAGCCGAUACCAGAAAUUUCAGUAAAAAAUAUCAGCAAAAUUUUUUACUAGACGCGAUUUUCUUUGAACAGUAGGGUCCUUUUAAGGGCUAAUUUCUCAAGAAAUAUUUACCAUCAAUGAAAUCGGAAUAGUUCGUAUUAUUGCCGGAUGAUAUCUGUUGUUAUUUGCAAAGUUUCGCAGCCAUUGCGUUAAAAUCGAAAAAGUUAUGACGGAAAAUUUGUCACAGCUAAAUGCUCUUGUGUUAAUCACGGAACCACCUUAAGUUUAGUGGCGUUUCAUUAAAAGAUCAGCAAGUCAAAAAGUGAUAUACGAUGUAAGAAUUUCAGUCUCAAAAAAGCUUUAGGCUUGAUAGGGGAGGGGGGGGGGGGGAAAUUUGGAUCCUCCCCCUGGAUCCGCCACUGAUAAUUAUGUACUUAUGAAGUAGGACAUACGUAUGAAAUAGACUGUUGAGAGAAGACAAGUAUAAAUAUUGAUUAUGAAGUGUUUUAGGAUGUACAAUUAAACCUGCGAAGCAGUAAGCAAUUAUAAUAAGAGUUUCCUAUUCAAUAGGUUAUUUAUAAAAUCGAUUACAUAUCAAUCCAGAUAUACAAAAUUUGCGAUUUUUUUGUGAUCAUGCGAACGAAUAAAGUUAAAAGAAUUCUGCGGAUAAAAGUUACAUUAACGAAUUCACAAUUCAAGUUUGGAUAUUUUCGGCGUCACUUGGCUUUGCGAAUUUUGCUAAAAAUAAAGUUGACGAAUUUUUGCAAUAUCAUCUUUAAAUAAGAGUAUAAAGUACAAUGAAUGAUAUCUCCGAAUGAACACGAAAUGUUGAGAGGAAACCUAUUAUUGUAGUCUUUGUUCAGUUUAUUCAACGUCAUUUAGUUUGCGACUGGGGAUCAAUUUUACUCCAAGUUUUCUCUUUUCUUUUUUAAUAUUGCUUUUCAUAAUUUGGUCAGUGAAGGUUAUUGAAAUUAUGUGUAAUGACUUAAUUUGCUGUAUUACUUCCCAAAAUUUUUAAUGAUGGCAUGUUACAUAUUGUAAAGACCGGGUUACAAGGCCUCCUGUAAUUUAGGGGGUCUCUGGGGCAUGCAUACGUUCACAAAAAAUUGAAAACCAAAUUCUCAGAAUCGUAAUUUCUAACAUUCUGAGGAUUAAAUAAUAAAGUGAUAGCAGUGUUAAGGACCGUUUUCAUCACGAUUUUUUCUAUGGGUAAAGCGGUCUUGCCUUUAGACUGCAAAACAGCCCGUAUUCUUGCGUAUUCAAGGAAGCGCGAGCAGUCAAACAAAAGGUCUGGAACGAGGCUGAAAACGGGGAGUGAGACUGGGGAGAGACGCUAAAAAUAAGGUUUUUUUGUCUCGCCUCACACGCCCUACGGGCGUGAGGCUCGCGCGCUUCGCACGCGUAAGACUCUUACGCCACGCUUUACCGAUUUCUUUACUGAUUUUGAGGAAAAAAAACCGACUUUUUUGCAGUCUAUCUUGCCUUCGUUGUUCAAUGAUGUUUUUUAUUUCCAUUAUAAGUAAACGGCUGUCAAAAAACGUUUUUAAAGAUCUUUAGAUAGAGCGGCAGCGUGGCCAGUUCGAGACCUAAAAAGUAGUGAAAGAAUGCUAGUUCAGCUGUAAGAGAGUAGACUAUAUAUUCUACCAACUUCAACGUUUAAUUCAGCCUAAAAUAACGUUUGGUGCAAUGACUCUCAUUUUCUAAAGCCGGGUCGGCUGAACUGACUGCAGCAGGGCCUUACCCUCUCAGUCCCGUUAUUCUCACUUGAUAAUACGUAUUUCUGCUUUCAGGGAAACUAACAAAUACUUCAAUUAUUGAAAUUUUUAGAUAUUUUUUAUUCCCAGCCUUUUAAUAAAAUAGCUUCUUAGCAUAUAUAUGGAAGAUGCGCGUUUUAAAGACAAACGCAAAACUAUUCGAAAUAACUCAGGGGAGAGGAUGGGCAUCGUCUCGUGGAGGAGUAAACUUGUUGUUUAUGGCAUCACUCAAUGUGUCCAGGACUGAAUGCCAAUAUUUUGUGCUUCUGGACUGGGAAUAAAGAGAGUGUUUAAGAAUAGUAUCUUUAAAAAAAAAAACAAACCCGGGGUACUCCCUAUCAUGGCCUAUACGGGGUGCUCCGCCGGAAAGGGUUACUUUUUUUAGGCUUUAGAUCCAGCUAUUUCGAGAAAGGUUGUAGGAUAAAGUGCACGCGACAACCCCGAAAUGUAUCGAGGGUGGUCUUAAGUUCACUGUUUUUCAAAGAAAUUUCAAAGAAUGGCAGGAGAGGCCAUGGACAUAUGUCUGCGAGUGCUAAAGGAAAGUAACAAAAGUUGGUUCGACAGCUACAGUGUCAGGAACAGUGUAUUGAUCAUAUCCCAUAUUACCUUUCGGGAUUGUCGCGUGCACAUUUUUUCCGACAACCUUUCUCGAAAUAGCUGUAUAAGAAAGGGUAGUGAUUUUACUAGUUGAAGUAUAUUAAAGCGUAGGGAAAUCUGUCAUUUGGGUCUGUUAAAGGGCGCAAUAGAGCUAAUAGAUGAAUGAUAUGGCUUCGUAAAGUCGAGAAAACGUUCUGGUUUCGAGAUAGCCCGUUCACAGACCCUCUUUUUACUCUUCAAAUCCGUCGAGCGCGGGUGAUAAAAUAUAAACCGCUGGGGACUUAUUGACCGCCAGUCCAAGGGGGUGGGAACGAAAAGAAAAAUAAAACAACGUCUGUGUACAGUAGCCUGAAUUUUAUCCGAUUACUUCGAGUAAUUAUUACUCCCUCAGUAACGUCUGAAUUGACCGGCCGUUAAUGCGGUCCAGUGACGUCACUCACUACCCGAAAACCGGGUAGUGAUUUUGAUUGGUUGAAUGUCUAAACAUUCACAUAAUAAUGUAUAAUUAUGAAAAAUUUUAGCGUGAUUGUCGCUUGAUAUUCACCGUAUCGCAGCCUUGGCACUCUUUCGUGUAGUUCAAACAUUUCGAUAAGCUUAAUCUUUAUCUUAAACAGCAAAAUUGCCCUUGUCUUCGAAACUGAAAUGCUAAAUUGAACUGCGAAUGAAGAAUCAUUGCGGAGAGGCGGUAGGUUUUUCAUUUAGAGCCGCUUUGUGGUUUCGGCGGCCGGUGAUUUUGUUUACGCGAAGUUUUCUGAGAUCAAUGUUAUAAUUCGACCUUCUUGCUAUUUUCACCGUCAAGUGUAAUGAUUCUGUUAGCUUUUCUUUCUUGUUUCCUUGUUUUUUUUUCUUCGUUAAGGACAAAAUAGUUUCUUUUCAAUUAAAGCAAAUCAUUGUGUUUUUGAAUUAAGUGUUCCGUGUGUGUGUUUAUUUCAUUACGUGAUCGGGACCGAGUUUGAUUAUAGAAUUGAGUACAACCGGUUCAGAGUUGUACUGCAUGCAGUUGAUCGUUUGAACGUUAAACAUGAAUUACGUUCGAAAAAAAUAAAGCAGUUCUGUAUCAUGCAGACAUUUCCAAACGAUAUUUCUCGGUAAGCCACUUGAAAAUCGUGUGUGACGAUGCGAUGUGAUGUGUGCGUGUGAGGAGAAAACGACUCGAAGCAAUCGGAUGAAUUUCGGGCUAAUCCGAAAUCGGAUUACCGAAUUUUGACAAGCGAAGCAUUUCUCAACCAAAAACCCAAUAAACAAACCAGCCAUGAAUAACAGAAGACUCUUGAUAGCAGCUGUAUUUCAUUUACCCUGCGAACAGAGUCUCCUUCGAUCUUCCUAGAGGAAAAAGAAAGUUAAAAACAUCACAAGUUGACACAAAACUCUGUCAGCUUCAGCUGUCAAAGUAAACAACUUUCAAGAUGCUGCAUAACUUUUCCGCAUGAACUCACCUGUCAAGUUUUGACUAAUCAGAGCAUAAAAAUAGGACGUAGAGCGUGACCCACGCGUGACCAUGGUAAGAAAAGGUCUUCCCCGCCUGUAUUUUUAAAAAAACUGCCUGAAUUUUCGCGUCCGAGGCCAGUUUGAAAUCAAAAUCCUAACAGUGCGGGGCCAUACCUGUGCGAGACAUCAACUUCACACUUGGACUCUUACCCUCCAGAAGACACGUGGUAUGGCGUGAUUCUGUGGGUGUCAAGAGUUCUGGGUCAGGGCUUAAAAUCAGAGUGCGCGGAUAUUUUUCAUCAGAGCUUUCUCUGGUUGUUACGCCAUACUGACGAGCCCCAAAGAGGGCGAAACAGCUGUCUAUGGCUACAAUUUCGCUCUGUUUUGAGUUCUUUCGGUGUCGUGUUGAUGUCUUGCAGAGUUAAUUUUCACGUAGUACGAUCAGCAUUGCAGUAUUCUGCUUGCAGAAUUUAAUAUGUCUACAUAAUUCAUAUGAAUCAUUGGAAAAAAAAACUUGAGAACCUGCGAUCAUUUGAAACUGGUAAUUUGUCAGCGGAUAACUUCAAACAAAUACUCGACCUCGAUGGGUCAACACUUGAGCCCGCGGUACGGUCAGGUGAUACUGAUCAGCGGAUACUCUGUUUGACAGCUGUCAAUUGAUCACAACAUUGAUGUGCAAUAGACAUAGUUUCCUCUUGGGCUCCCAAACUAGCAAGAAAGUAUGAGAGUAAACAGUGGUCCCUGUGCUGCGGACGGACGGUCGAUCGCUAGGUCGGUCGGUGUACGGUCACGUGAUUACCAAAUUUUCUGGGAUGGGUAGAUUUAUACUCAGCUAAACAGGAGGGCAUUUUGUAUGUGCGUGCGUCAGUUUGGUCUGUUGAGGUGCCCCAAAGGCAUUUUCCGUGAAUUGUUUAGGUUCAAUACCAGUAUUUACAGGCUGUUUUCUGGAGCUGAAUGGCAUAUAUUGGGUUCUACGUUCCACAAACGUGUUCUUUAAGGUAUCGAGGCAUUGCUACGAUGAAAUUGAGUUUAUUGUAGCCUCGCUGUCGCCCUUGAGAAGUCAGUCUUUCCUUUCGUAAAACAGUACAUCAAAGACAAGAUGGCGGCUGAAUAUUGUUACGACCUCACAUUUCGCGCACAUUUUCUGAGCAGCAGGAAAAGGUCAGUAUGAUAAUUUUUCGUUUACUAAUAUACAUGAAAAAAUUUCUCGAUUGUGAUUGGUUAAGAGAAAUGCAGUUUUUAGGUAACACGGUGAAGAAAAAAGGUAAUUUAGUGCAGAAAAGUGUAACAAACGUGACAUUCUGAUUGGCUGAUAAACAAAGGAACUCACGGAGAGCCAAUCAAAUCCGCUAUCUAAAUGGCGCAAAUGUUGGAUCCGCUCCGGACCAGUUUCGAGCAAAAACCGGUUGGCAUUUGCAACACAUUUGCUUUUGGGACCGAAACAACUGUAGAGGAGCUGAAAAACUGCUCUAAAAACGAAAACACUGCGAAAAGCACUGGUUUUUGGCUCUCUGUUUGGAAGAAUUGGUGAGUAGAUAAGGAAAUUACUGAUGAAAUAGAAAAUUAUGAGCCGGCUGAGCUUGACACUUUGCUCGAGCAUUUCUACGCCGAAGACAAACAAUAAAAAAGGUGAAGAUUAUGAACCAGAAAGCCUAAAAGUAAUGAUGGCAUCGCUUGAUAGACACUUAAGGAACAAUGGCUGCACCCUGUCCAUUGUACGCAACCGAGAAUUUAGUUCGUCCAAAGAGGUGUUGGAGGACAAAGCGAAACAGCUUCGCUUGGCUGGCCGUGGUAAGCGCCCAAACAAAUUAAGCUCGGCGAGUAUCAGAGGAGGAAGGAGAAAUUCUCUGGAGGAGCGGAAAACUCGAGGUAAUAACCCAGAAUCUUUAAUUCAAACACAUUGAACAAUUCCACGAACUGUUCAGCCCGUUUCUGUAGCUUGCAAACUGUAAAAACAUCGCAGCAUUUGAAUAGUUUAUUAAUGCACGUAGUUUACGCGUGUUGACUCCCUAUCAAAGUGAUUUUAAAGCUAUCUCGCAAUUUUUUCAUGAAUAUUAUAUUAAUAAGUAAUCACAUGAUUUUUCUCGUGCAAUUUGGAAUAAAUAAGCACUCGCAAAUUAUUUCAAAGACCACAAAUUGCACUAACCCGUAGGGCGAGUGCAAUUUUGUUAGUCUUUGAAAAAAUUUACUCGUGCUUAUUUAUUCCAAAUUGCACUCGAAAUCAUGUGACUACCGCGCGCCUGUACAAACAAUUAUCUUAUAGAUAUUUAAUUCUUCUUAAGGUGACUCGACCCAGUUUUUUUGGGCGGGUACCAUCCUACUUUGAAGCUCUCUGGUAUCCCCACCUUUACUUUUAUCGUAAGUCUAACACAUAGAAUGGAUAACAUAUAGAUCAAUCUACAAUAUAACACAAAAUUUUUGGCGAUCGGAAAAAAUGUCACGUGGUUAUAAUGCCACGCCCCUUUUUGGUCUCAGUGGAAAAUCUGCUGUUGUAGGCAUUUUUUCGUGAAAAUCUCUCGGCUACACAUAGUGCGCAUUAGUGCCUUGCGCUGAACAGAGUUUCACCAAAAUCUCAAAGACCGGAUUCGAGAAAUUCAGCGGUUUCCAAAUUUAGGUCAUAAUUUAUGCGAAAAUGAUAAGCAAACUUUACACGGAUUAUAUCUAAUAAACUAUGAGAUCCAUCUCUUUAUUUUGGGCAUCGUGAUAACAGAUGGGUCCUUGCAGGUCAGCAAAACGCUUUAGGGCCUUGUAAAUGAGCCCGAUUUCGAGCAAAGAAAACAUAUAGAAAUUAUAGUUUUCGCUAUUUGUUGACGUUUGUCAGCGUUUUAGAAUCCUUCUCACGAAAAAAGCAUUUUCUUAAAAAUUCGUAGUUUUUUUUGCUUCAAAUUUUUUCAGGGCCAAAAUUGAUUAACUAACUACCCGGACUCUGAAUUUCAUAGUCAUUGAAAAACUGUGUCAUUAUCUUCUAUAAGCCCAAACUUGAGUAAACAUUGAAGAUUUUUAGCGUUUUGGCUGAGUUUGUGCUUUGGGAGUUGUCUAUUGUUUCUAGUCUGUCAUUAUACAGCAUUCUUGUUCAGCACGCGUGCAAUGACCACGCUUGGCUGACUUCCGAAUGCUGACCGAGAUAUUCCCGUCACGAGUUGGUUUAAUUAUUGGCUUGCAUUAAACCUAUGAAAAAAUAUUUUUUUAAUAGUAAGUAGAUUUAGUGUGUAGCACUUCGUGAUUUUUUUGCAAAGGCACAAGAAGCACGAGAAUUGAUUAAAAAUUGUGAGUUAAACCUCUAUGUAUCACGCGAUGGCCUGUCUCACUGUACCAAAAUAUCAAAUCUCGGUGAGCAUUCGGAAGUCAGCCAAGCGCGGUCAUUGAACAAGAAUGCUGUAUCAUGACAGACUAGAAACAAUAGUCAACUCCCAAAGCACAAACUCAGCGGAAACGCUAAAAAUCUUCAAUGUUUACUCAAGUUUGGGCUUGUAAAAGAUAAUGUCACAGUCUUUCAAUGACUAUGAAAUUCAGAGUCCGGGUAGUUAGUUAAUCAAUUGUGGCCCUGAAAAAAUUUGAAGCAAAAAAAACUACGAAUUUUUUAAGAAAAUGCUUUUUUCGUGAGAAGGACUCUUAAACGCCGACAAACGUCAACAAAUAGCGAAAACUAUAAUUUCUAUAUGUUUUCUUUGCUCGAAAUCGGGCGCAUUUACAAGGCCCUAAAGCGUUUUGCUGACCUGCAAGGACCCAUCUGUUAUAACGAUGCCCAAAAUAAAGGGAUCAAUCUCAUAGUUUAUUAGAUAUAAUGCGUGUAAAGUUUGCUUAUCAUUUUCGCAUAAAUUAUGACCUAAAUUUGGAAACCGCUGAAUUUCUCGAAUCGGGUCUUUGAGAUUUUGGUGAAACUCUGUUCAGCGCAAGGCACUAAUGCGCACUAUGUGUAGCCGAGAGAUUUUCGAAAAAAUGCCGGCAACAGCAGAUUUUCGACUCAGACCUCAAAGGGGCGUGGCAUUAUAACCACGUGACAUUUACUCCGAUCGCCAAACAUUUUAUGUUAUAUUGUAGAUUGAUCUAUAUGUUAUCCAUUCUAUGUGUUAGACUUACGAUAAAAGUAAAGGUGGGGAUACCAGAGAGCUUCAAAGUAGGAUGGUACCCGCCCCAAAAAACUGGGUCAAGUCACCUUAACAGUAUAACUCUAAAAUGGAACUUAAUCGUUUCAGGAAUACAGUGGUUAAUUAAGUGUCCAUUUUGCCGUGAAACUACAUUUUCACCCUUUCGCUGGCUUGUUUACCUCAAAAUCUUGCCUUUCUCGCCACAUUAAGUUAAUGAUUAAUGAAACUAAGAAUACUUCCGCAAAUGAAUGGUGCUUUAAUGAAGGCUGUGAAAAAUCGCCUUCUGCAGUAAUUUUAGCGUUCUUUACCGUUACGUCUUCGUUGAGAAAUAAAAUACACGCUCUUCAACUAUAAAUUUAAUUCAGUAUAAUGAUGUCAGUGAUAUUGUGUUUUGAAAAUAAGAAAAUUCUAUCAUUUAGUUGUAGACUGGAAAAAAAAUUACUGCGAUCGGUUCGAAUUCUGAUUUUCUCCACCUUAUUUUGAUGGUACACCGCUUGUUUACAUUUCAUCACACAUAUAAAUAUAGCAUUUAAGCAUUUUAAAGAAAAUCUAGCCUAACCCCCCAACCCCAAAAUAGCACCAAUACACCUUUUAAAUUAAUCCCGGCUUCUGCUGCAAAAAAAUUGCGUGUAUUCCUAAGUAAUGCCAUUUUGUGGAUACUACAUUUGUUGAUAUGCUAAUUUGUGAAACAUUUUAUUCACAAAGGAUGUUUACUGAAACCAGCUUCUCCUCUGUAUUGAACCAAAUUCUUGUUAAAUGCAUCAGUAUCUGCUUGAUAAUUCUUCCCGUAGGGUUCUAUGUAGGUUCAUCUGGAUACUCUAAAAAUCUCUCAAUAGAAACAGUAAUAGACAAAUUCACCCAUCUAUUUUGUGUCAUGUUUGUUGUUGCAUCCCAAUUCAUUUGGGUCCUUUAGCAGUAGUAUUUCUUUUUUGAGGAAACAGCAUUAUAUGCACCCCUCUAACAAACUUCCUGUCUUAUGUUUUAACAGGCUCUGACGGUGAACAAACAUCGUAAGUUAGAUUUAUGGAGUGAUGGCCAUUCUCUGUUUUGAACGCAUCACUAUAACUGUCAUCAAAUAUAAAUUAAUAAUAAGAAAUCGAUUGUGGAACACAGUAGCCGUUACUCAAGAGUCGUUUCAAAAUAGUAGCUUAAGAAAAAUUUCUGUAUUUUUUAGAGUUGAAGGAAAAUAAAAGUAUUUUUCGUUUUUUGGGGGUGCAUUUUUUUGUCUGCAAGUGAGCUUAUGAAAAUGCUCAUGAUCGCAUUAGUACAUAAUCACUUGUACUUGUUGCUGUCUCAGAGUCAAUCCAUUCUUCAUUUCCCCAAGAAUAUUUUUUAAUUUGUAUUUUCCGCGAAAACUUUCGAAAAACUGUAAAAAAAAAAUACCCAUAGAUUUCAUUUUUUGGUGGCAUAUAUAAACACGUCUCUCCGCGAUCAGAUUUAAUAACACGAGACAUUGCGCUAAUAAAUAAACCUCGCGUAGUAAAUUUUUUUCGCUUUUCUUAAAGUAGCUGAACAUUGCUACAAUGCAUUUCUUCCGUGAUAAGUAAACCAUGAGUUUGGAAAUCAAACCAUUCAAAUGCAUUGUUUUCAGGUGAAACUCGGAUCUGAUACGGGAACAGUGAUUUUUGGCGUUGAGUAUUUUAAGUCUUUAAAAGGUCAAGAAAACCUAGCUACUGCUGAAAAAUCUGCUACUGAAAACCCGCGUAGAAAACGUCCGAUUUUUGUCAUGGAUAACUUUUUUUUUUUUUUUGGAAAGUACGGUAUUCAAAGCACCGACGAAAUGACUUUGAAAAGGGCUGAAACACGCAAAUGCCCUUCUGUUUACUCAGCUAUGGGGCUCAGCCCACGCGCCUCGCGCCGCGCGUGUAGCUCCUCUAUUUCGGUAGGAUGAGAGCCUGGGGACGAGGUGCACUUCCAAUAAACAAAAUGGCCGACUGGCUCAGUCGGCUCAGUCGGUGGGGAUACACACAGAUUUGUGUAGUAUAUGGAACCGUCUCAUGGCCCGGUGAGGGUGAUGAGGCGGGAGGGUUACGACUUUGGUAUCAUGAGAGGAGUAACGUUUCCUACAUUUCUGCCAGCAAGACAUCGGGAGGUUACAAGUUGGUAUGUGAGUUAUUGGUGUUUUACUCUUUCACUUCCAAGAUUGCACUGACAAAAUCAAAACGUUAUUAACAAAGAAGUCCAAAUUUCAUUUCGUCCAAUACUUAAAACAAAUGGUACCAUGAACUGAGGCUCAAGAGUAAGAACUGAACUCUGUGGAUCCAUAAUUGACUCUGGUGUCUGGGAGUGAAAAGGUUUUUUAAAUUUUACACUGUGUCUAGAUACCCGGCAGCCGGGAACUGUUUUCAAAAAACUAGAUACACGGCAGUGAGAAAUUUUGACCAAUUUUCUCGGAAUACCUCGUUUAAUUCCUCUUAGAACACAAGAUAUUUGUUUAGAAAUCUCAAGUGAUGUGUAAAUAUUGCCUUGGGUUAAAAGUAGAAGCGACUGUUGAGUUUGGGCAUAGAGUGAAAUCUCCAUGUGUUUGAUAAUUAAGUAAAGUUCUCACACACUGAGUCAACUCCCGAUGAAUAUGUCCAUAGAAAUUAUCAACGAAACCUCACCAGAGUAUUUAGUGUUUGUUCAGAAAUGCCAAGCGAUUCUAAAUAAAGGUUUUGUAUAAUUUGUUGUGGACAAAUUCUCCAAGCUUGCAUUUAGCAUAUUCUUUAAAAUCUUGACUCACGGGUACGGUUUUCAAAAUACCUACUAGAUUCAAGGCAGUCGGAAAUUCACGUACAAUUUGCACGAAAAAUCUCAUUUAAUUUGUGUAAUAACAUCAGGUAGUUGUUAAGAAAAAACAAGUGAUUUCAAACACUACUUUGGGCUUGAAGUAAACGCAACUGUCGAGCCUGGGCAUAGAGUGAAAUCUUUAUUAGUUUCGACACAGUGUAGUAUUUGCGUCAAGCAACUGAAGUGCUACACUGGAGUUUGAAGGGCACUCUUCUGCUGAGUUGACAGACUUAAGGUUCUUUGUAACUCUCAGAGGAACAUUUCUAGAGGAUAUCCGGUAAGACUAUAGACUCUUUAUACUUUACAUAGAAAUCGAGUAGACUUAGCAGAUGCCGAGAAAAGGUUUUCGUGAAAGUACAGUGAGAAUUUCCAACUGCAUCUAGUAUUUUGAAAACCGUACCCUGAGUCAAGAUUCUAAAGAAUUUAUAUGCAUAUACAAGCUCGAAGAAUUUGUCCACAACAAUACAAACCUUUAUUUAGAAUCGCUUGGCAUUUCUAAACUAUCACUAAAUACUCUGUUGAGGUUUCCUGGAUUUCUGUGGAUAUUUAUCGGGAGUUCACUCAGUGUGUGAGAACUUGAAUGUUUUCUAAGUGUCGAAAACAUUGAGAUUUCACUCUAUGCCCAAACCCAACAGUCGCUUCUACUUUUAACCCAAGGCAAUAUUUACCAUUGUUUGAAAUUCCUAAACAAAUAUCUUCUGUUCUUAGAGGAAUUAAACAAGCUAUUCCGAAAAAAUUGGUCAAAAUUUCUGACUUCCGGGUAUCAGUUCAUUCUAGUUUUUUGAAAACAGUUCCCGGCUGCUGGGUAUCUAGACACUUCCUUUAAAAUAAUACAAACAAUUUCAAUUAACAAUUAUACCAAACCUUCUUUUUAUUUAAAAAUUUAUGCUCAUUUAUGUGGUUAUUUACUCACUUUAAUGUAUCCAUUUAUUAUUUUAUAUGCUUUGUUCUUCAUUAAACGUAAGAACCUGUGGAUUAAGAACCUUCUGGCAGAAAUUUACCACUUUAAUAUACCCAAAAAUACAAGAACCUGUGUAGCCAAGGAAGAUCAUCAUUCUAAGUUAAGCAUAAAUUACAAUAAACAAUUUAACAAAGGCAGGUAACUAUAAGUUGUAAUGCAUCAGUCAAUUCAACCCGCGUCAUUAGAAUCAAUAGAAUCCUAGUGCUAUUACAAAGGAAGAUGUUAAAUUGAAACAAAAAAUCACACAUUAAAAUGCUUAAAACGGCACUAUUCGACUGUGCGACCAAUGUAAAAUGUUGCAGAGUUGAUGGAGGACGGGGCCAUUUGCCGUCUUUUUUCGUCCCCACCCCGGGGGCUGGGCACAGGUGGAAUUGACUGAUGCAUAAAUUUAAGUAUAUUCAUAAGAAGAAUGCUCUUAAAAGCGUUAUUACAUUUGUAAAGUCUCACUUGCUUAGAGAUUAGAUAAGAAAUGAGGAGGUGAUUACAAGAACUAGGAUUUCAAUUCCCACGGAAAACAAUUUUUUGGUUCCAUGCUCAGAGGUCAUGGGAAACCACCAGUAACAAUUUUUUGGUUCCAUGAAAUUCAUGGGAACCUGUCCCCUAAAGGUUUUUAAUUUUAGUCAAAGUCAUACAUAUUUUUUUCUUGGCGCUGCUAGCUGGAAGCCAUAAACAAGUAAUGUAUGAUUCAAGAUGGAACUGAUAUAGAUGCUAAACAUUUCAGUUUUGUAUAUGAGUUGUAACUAAAGAAUUGCCCAACUAGUUUAAUAAGUAUUCUGUGUGGAAAAAUAAUUUCGGUAAAUGGAUCCGUAAGGCUUAAAAUGGGUUAUUCCAGAAACAAAUCCACGCCCCCACUACGGAAGGCAUGCUGGAAAAUCUCACAGGAGGGGGAGUUAAUGGCUCUGGAAAUCCAGAUGGGAGGGGGGCUCUGAACCUAAAAAUACAUUCUCGGGGGUAACUUUCGAUUUCAUUGGUGUUUCAAUUGCUUCAAUCAAUAAGUUUUAAAAAAAUUGUUUUGCCUUGUCAAAUUUUAUUAUUCUUUCAAACUACAGACCUCUUACCACAUAUAUUUUAAGUUUCCAUUCAUAGACUCGCCCUCGUUACUUUUGUAGAAGCGAAGUGUGAUAACUUGAAUAGAUCAAGAAAAAUCACAUAAUUCAUGAAAAGGCGCUCAGUUCAAGUAAAGCAAACAAUGAUUUUACCUUGAAUUAUACAUUUUUCCAAGGUUAAUGCUAUUUCAGGGUGAUUUACCACUAAACAGGCCUUACAAGUACACUUUGUAAGCGUGGUUGUUCGUAAUUGUUUGGCGGUGUUUUGAAAAAAAAGUGUUGGAGCAAGUGGUACAGUGUGUCAUGUAAUAUCCCUCUAAGUGUCCUUUUUCUUUCUGUCGCAGUCAUUUUUUAUCCACAAAGAAGAGAACCAUUUAUUCGAGAAGAUAGUUAGUUCUGAGCUUUAUUGUAGUAUAUAUUGCUGUAUAUUUUGCCUGUUCUAGAAAAAAAGAGAAGUUCACUCAAAUAUGAGCUUAUUUGCAAAAAGUGUAAGCCUGUUUAAGAAUGUGUGAAAAUGGAAUGUUAACGUUCACAACAAACGCAGAAUUCAAGGAAAUUGAGACUUAUUUGAUAAAAAGAUCAUCUAAGUGCCUAAAGGGAUUGUUCUUCAUUCAGAAUCCAGAUGGGUGGGGGGGGUCUUUGAACUUGGAACUCCUGAAGGGAGGGGGCCUCAAGCAGUUUUGGAAAUCCAGGUGGAUGGGGGGUGAGGGGGUCAAAAAACCGUGCCUUCCGUCAUGGGGGUGUGCAUUUUUUCUGGAAUAACCCAAUGGCACUCAGAAACUAUUUUUUGGUUCUGUUAUUUUGAGACCAAGGUAACAACACGGUGCCGGAAACUUUCGUUACUGUGAAAUCCUAGGGCUUGGGAUUACAUGUACAUGAAGCAGGAUUUCCUGGCUAAAAAGUUUUUACUUCCUACUUUAUUAACAGUAAGAUAUUUUUCAGGAUAUUUACUUUUUAUAUCGUAUUUGACAAUUUGUUUCUGAAUUGAUUGAGUGCACUUGUAUAUUAAUACACGAAAAUCAAGGCCUAGAUUAGAGAGAAAUUACAACAUUGCUAGAGAGCAAAAAAAUGUGAUGAGCGUGACACGUGACGUCAUUUUUAUUAUCGCCAAAAAUAAACCGCACACUCAAUACAGGACGCAUUUGCAUACAAUGAAAGUUUACAACACCCGACCAGUUAGCCUCACCAUCUGCAUCAUUGGUCGAAGUUUUGCUCAUUAUUAACAUUCCUCUUUUUCUCGACCUCUGAGGUACUCACUUGUUCCAAAGUAAUCAACACUUUCAAGCGAUACUAGAAUUCGUGGAUCAACCUAUAAUUCCGGAAAAGCUCUAAAUCUUUUGCAUUAACCUUUCCUAAGCUUUCUUCACAAAACAUUUGUGGCUCCAGUCAUGCCACAUUUCUUUAUAUCCCCAGUUUUCAUCGUCUCCGCUACGUUCAACCCUGCAGGGACCAAUAUGUCUUCCCUUAACUUUUGUGGACUAAAAUACAAGGAACAAAACAUGGCUUGCAGAUUCUGAGUCUGCAAUCGAGACUAACAAGAAAUUUGGUCAUCAGUUUUGUUAGGGUUAUAUGACAUAGUACAAGACAUGUAAUUAUUAUUAUGACUGACUGAAAAGUUAAUUUAUUUUUCUGAUUUUAAGGACGGUGCCCACUAAUGGGAAGUAUUUUUUCCCAGAUAAUGACUAUGUGAGGCAAGUAGAUCAUAUCAGGGGCUAUUAAAAUCCAAAAAAAAAACACGUUUGCAAAAAAAAUAGUGUAAACGACAUUUUCCCCGAACCAAAAAUUGAUCGUUUGCUGAGCAGGCUUAUUUCUUUCAUUUGGUAACAUAAAAAGUAGGGGUUACCACGCGUUUUUAGAAGUUAAAUUGGUUGGUUUCGACCUUAACGUAAGCGCUUUGGGGGUUAUUUACAAUUUUCCCCAUCGCCUCCCCUGUCAGUGUCACUAUUGCUUCACUCAACGCGGAGUCCUCUGGGAUAUCCAGAAUGGCUAACAGUCAGAAAAAACAACAUCACACAGAGGAGAGCAAAAACAGAAAGUGAAGCAGGACAUUUCAUGGACUCUAAGGAAAGCAAAUUAUACUAUUUCAAUCAACUGGAGCUUCUCCGUCUCAAACAUUUAGCAAAAAGUUCUGGAGAAGAGCAAUCUCCAAGGUAUUAGAGAUUACUUGCAGCGCACAUAGUGUAGUAUGGCGAACUCAAGAUCCACGGCUGGUGCUGUAAACAAACUACUGUACCGUAGUGGAAAAUAGUCGACAGGGAUUCUAAGGCAGGUACUCCUUCAAUCGUUUGCUUACCUGUACAUGUCCUCAAGAGUUUUUGAACUGUAGAUGUAAUAUGGAUUGUCAACCUUCUAUCGUUUCUUUAUCAUUUUACCGGGUACCUCGAUCGAAUAUGUUAUUAAACUUGCAUACAUUCAAUGAGCUUACAUCUGUGCUUUGCGCUAUCUUUUUCUCGCUUUGCCACAAGUGUCAUAUGACAUAAAUGAUUUGCAUAGACUCAUGUUCCGUACAUGAGCUCUCUUUUAAAAAAGCUGAAUAGUGUGAAAGUAGUUGUACCGAAUGAGUUUAUGUACCCUCAUAUAUACACUGGGCUAUAAUGAUCAUUUUAUGUAUUUCGUUUUGAUUUUUUUUACUGUAGCAUUCUGUGUCAUGAUCAUUCACUAUUUUUCGUUUCUAAAUGUUAAUUGUAGACUGAACAGUGUCUGUUAAACUUAAGAAAGUCUUAAAAUGGAAAUACUUUAUUUUACCUUCCAUCUUUAGUUUGUAAACAGCCAAAUGGCAGCUAUGUCUAAAUGUCCAGAUUAUAUGUGGCGUGAAAUUGAGCCUUAAGACAAGCUGCCAAUGAGUCAAUAAUUUCAAUGCUUAGUAAUGCCAAAAUGCUUAAAUAACAAUGAUAAUAGUAAAAAGCAUAAUUUUUUUACCAUUUUUUCCACGAUGAAAGCGUUUCCUUUGCGGUCCUCAACUAUUUGUGAAGCUGCGAACUUAGCAAUCCAAGCAAUCUUCUGAUAGUUUUGUUCUUGUUUGUUCAACAAAUAAAAGCCUCAGACUCUCGAUAAAAGGGACAUCUGUAUGUACUCGAACGCUGUAAAUGUAUGUUCUGGUGAAUAAUUACAUAAAAUAUUUGGGAAAGUGUUUAUAGCCGAUUAGCCGAUAAAACGAGAAGGACGCGAGUGAAAGGUAAGCUUGCAGUUUCUCGAUUAAGCGGAGGACUUACAGCUAUUUUCCUUCCGAUUUACUUAUCCCUCUUGCCUAUGAAGGGAUUUUUUAAUACCCGAGCUCCAAGCGUAAACUCUUGAAGUAAUAACUUUUGAUGUUUUAGAAUUGACUUUUGUUUGACUAUGAAAUGUUCGGUCAGAUCUAUCAUACGUAGAAAUAGCAACAUGCGUAUACUUUUUCGGUUUUCAAAGAACUGAAAAGGUAAAUAGAAAUUAUUUUUCAUCUUUUAGCUGUUGAAAAACGACGCAUCUUUUCCACAAGAAAUACCUAGAAUCUCCCAGACUUACAGGCGACAAAACCAGUCCAGCUCAGUCCGCGUGUCCUGCGUGUUGCGCAUUUCUUUUGCAUCGCGCGCGACUACCUUGGCAUGCGCAGAAAAUGUGCGCAGUAACAAUAGUGGGCACCGUCGUUAAAUACACAAAAUUCUAUCCCCUUCAUACGUAAAAAUUAAGAACCUAAUUAAGAACCUACAUAGCCUAAAUUUCCAUUAAGUACCCCAAAAUACAAGGUUCUUAUAUGCCAGUGUUACUGUACCUCAUUUACCAGUUUUAUGUAAAUGAUUGGCCACCAUGGUAGCUUUAUGCACCACAACAAUAGGUUCAUAUGAGAAAUUGAAGUGAGUGAGUUCACUUGAUUCAUGUAAGAACUUUUAAUGAAUAAACCAGUGCUGCUGUUUUUACAUUUGAUCAUUACCAAUUUACUGAGGUUAUUUUAAAAUGCCUUGCCAGCAUACAAAGAAAGUAGUGUCCGAUAGCUAGUCCAGGGCUAGUGGGUUUUCUAUCGGGCUAGUGAAUUCUGUUUUUAACUUGCCUGAGUCGGGCAAGUGAUGUUUUUUGAGGAACUCGAAUAACAGAAGAACUGUGAAAUCAAUUGGAUCUGCUCGUCAAAAAGCUUUUGGGGCCAGUUUAAAUAUAUGACGUCUACAUGGGCUAGUAAAUUCUAGCUUCAGCUUGCCCGAAUGGCAACCUGUAAAAUUUUCUUUGCACCCUGCUUUCAUGUUUAGUAUCAGCAGAAAGUACAUGUACAUAAUAUUUUAACAAUAAUAAACUGUUUAAAAAGUUUAAGGAAAAACUUGCAGUGACUACACGAGCUAUUACAUGUAUACCUGCAUAGGUUCAUGAGAAAAUGGAAACUGUUACCCUCCAUACCAGGAUGCAGUUUAUUCUUCCCCCCACGGAGGGCAUCAGAAAUUCCAAUGGAAAGGGGGUCCAAGAGGAGGCAAUUUCCAAGGGUUGGGGUCAGAUUCUCAAGGUCUUUUUUUCCGGGGAGUUUGAAACCAGAAUUAUUGUUUUUAUUGAUGAUCUUACAUUAACAGUUAUAGCUGAAUGCUUUUUUCACAGCUUACACUGUACCUGUAUGAUAUAGUCUGCAUGUAUCUAAUAUGAAUGUCAUCGGCUCAUUAAUAAUUCUGGUCAUCCUGCUCAUUGUUUUACAUUUCACAAUAUAAUUGCGGUAUUCACUAUGUUAUGGUCAUGAACUUCUAUUGGUCUUCUUCUAACUUGUUUUCAAAAAGUAAUUGUUUAUUUUUUUUGUACUGGUUCUUUCAUAGAUGCUCUCGUAGUACACUGGACAAAACUGUUCUGGAUUGAUGUUAAUACAAGAAUAAAACAAGCCAAGGAACCUCAAUUAUAUUUUUAUAAUAAGGCUGGUUUAUUAAUAAAAUUGUCGCGCUUAGAAAUAAGCGAAUUACGAAAUUAUUUUACAGAGAUAUAGAUAUUAAUAAUAAAAAAAUAAUUUAAACUAAUUACAUCGUGUUCAAAAUGGACUGGGCCUUACAAUUAUGAGAAGAUAUUUAUAAUACAAUAAAUUAGAUAAAAUACUAGAAACUAGAAAUAUAUAUCAAGUUAUACAUUAAAUUCCCAUAAGUUCCUAAAUUACAUGCCAUGAGCGUAAAGGCACAUCGCUGGAAAAAAGCUUUGUUUAAAGCGUUCAGUUUUGCAACUUAUAAUGGAUGGUCUGUCUUCGUUGUGAACGGAGCGGCUGUGCGCCUGCGACUGAGUCGGUGGAACGAGAUGGCGAAGACGGGAUUCGGGCUCUUUUAUCUUGUGAAUAAUUUGCUACACAACUCUUUUGAAGUUUAUCAAAUUCCACACAUGGGAAAAUAUUUUCAUGUUGAUCAUGCCAGGAGGACUUGCAUUACAGCGUAUCCAAACAUGGUAACGAAACCACAAAGGUAUGCAAAAUCACGUGAUUUGCAAGAAAAAAACGAAUCAAAAAAUGAAGGGUUGUUGUGUUAUGUUAAGAAUAUUGCGACGUUUUCGUGGGUGUUUUGUAAAGCAUUCAAUGGGAAAACACAGGAAAACUUAAGGACAGUCUACAACUUAUUUGACCACUGAAAUAUGGCACUUUCUUCAGACUUUCGUCACCUUAAAACUCUCUCCUUGCCACUAGAUCGGUCUUCCAUCUGUUUUGAAGAUGGCAGCCUGUUGCUCGCGCUCUGUUCCAGCACGAAAUGCUGCUGUGUUAAAGCGGAGUCGGCCAAGAACUUGAGACACUGCUAUGUGGGCCUCUCUAAUAGUUGCUGGACCAUAUUUCUUGGCUCUUCUCCCAUGAGCUUGCCAUUUAGUCUCACAUUGUGUUGUACAACAGCUUGAAACAACUGUGGAUUUACCUUGUGGCCCUUCUAUUAUAUAUGUAUGACAGCUUGAAUCUUUGACUCCCUUAACAGCUGAUGUAUCAAAGGAUUAUACUGCUGCACGUCAAUGACUGGAUCCAAGUUAUAUUUUCGAGACAACAUUCUAACAUGACAACACUUGUGAUUUGUUUUUCUUAAAAAUUACGUGAUUUUGUGUACCUUGGUGAUUUUGUUACCAAGUUUUGAUACACCAUAACGCAAUUCCUCCUUGUGUGAUCAACAGGAAAAUAUUAUUCCAUGUGUGGAAUUUAAUAUUGUUUAAAGGACAAAAAUAUCAUUAAGGGUCCUUAUGGCUUGUUUUAUUUUUGUAUAAUAAAACGUCAAUCCAGAACAGUUUGUCCAGUUUACUAUGUGUCUUGUAAUGCCUCCUUGGUUGUCAGUGACAUACACCUCUACUCACUGUUAAUAAUUAACAAAGAGAGACCUUUACAUGCAAGGCAAAACUGCGUGAGAACAUCAGACACUCUUUUAAGAUGAAUAAAAAGAUUUUUCCUCUCUUUUUCACAGAAAACAUUCAAUUGACCACUCCAGAAAAUACUAUAACAUACCAUAAUACUCUUUGUUUGUCACCCCAAACUUUUGCAUUUAGCAUUGUCUUCAGUUUCUCUUGGGAGUUAAAUUAAAAUAGCGCCAAGAGAAACUGAAGACGGUGCUUAUGCAAAAGUCUGGGGUGACAAACAAAGAGCAUUAUGGUAUGUUAUGGUAUUUUUUGGAGUGGUCAAUUACAAAUGUAUCUUCCGCAUAAAAGUAUAGUAGAACAGCAUUUUUGAUGAAAAUAUAUUCUCGUCAGGGGGGUCUCAACCAAGUUAGAUAACAGAAAAUUCUGUGGCGUGGGGUGUACUGGUGUAUGAAAAGCACCCCCUGGAAUGGAAAUUAUAGUGUGGGUGGUCCAAAGUAAAAGUGCCCUCCAUAGGGGAGGGGGGUAUUAUGGAUGUUUUCUGGAACUACACAUUACAGUUUAUUCAUAUCACAGUCAACUGUAAGUUGUGAGUCAGGCAACAAAUAACCCUUGUUUUUAAUAAUGUUUUUGUGGUAAAAGUAGUAUACAUGUAGUAUUAAGAAUUGUAAUUCACGUUUAUAAACUUUUUUUGCAAUAUUAUUUCAAACUCAGUUGCUUUAGAUCUCAGAAAGUAGGUUAAGUUCCCUCAAAUUGAUUUCUUGGAAUCGAACCCAUUACAGUCAAACCUCUCUAAUACGGACACCGAAGGUACAGAGGGAAGUGUCUGUCUUAGGGAGGUGUCCGUAUUAUAGAGGUUUUUUUUAAAAGACAAUUUUGGAGAAUUUUGGUGGGACGUUGGAAAUGUCCGUAAUAUAGAGGUGUCCGUACCAAGAGGUUCGACUGCAGUUAAGUAGUUCGCGUCCAUUUGUGGCGUGUUUAUGUCCCCCAUAAAAUAUCCGCUGACAGACGGAAUUUUAUGCGGCUUUAAUUUUAUGCAGUGAUGUCAAAAAAGUGUACAAAAAAGUGUGCUGUAUGUGCAGACUUCUUAUUUUCCCUAGGAGUAGUAUAAAUGUAUUGCUUUUUUGAUAUCUUUAUUGCUGUUGCAGUUGUUGUUGCUACAGCUCUCUAUUUCGAUCUGAAGGGGUGCAGUGUCAUGACAUAUGGAAAAAUCCAAAAUGUAUAAAUUUGUAUACAGUGAAACUACCGGUUAUUACAUAAAUGUUCCUGUUUUUUACACAUACAGUGUAAGUGCAAAUAAAAAUGAAACUUUCAUCAUUGAAUGAAGACAUAAAAAAUCAUGAAUAUUUUGUUAUUUGAAAACUCAGUGAGGCUAUAAUAUGGUUAUUUUCAGCUUGAAUCAGUAUUGCAUCUUGAACAGAUUGCUGAAAAUAUUUUAUUCUUUUCUUUUUUUGCCAUUUAAAGGGGAUCAGGAAUUUGCAUUUAGGAGGGUAUAGCGUUGUCAAUUUAUGUGAUUUUUUCUAGAAUGAGAUUUUAAUCAAUUGAAAAUUUAUAGUAUAAAGAUUUACAACAAGUUUAGAAAGUUAGAAAGAAUUGUACAUAAUGUUUCAAAAGCUGAGUAGCAGACACAUUUUUAACAGUCAAGUUUGUUUUAUAGAUGUUUUUAAAUAAUUGUUAUGACUUAAGUUGGCCAAUGGCAUACAGUGUAUUUUUUAUUUUUAUUGAAUUUACAGAUUUCGUAGUUUUUUAAAGUAUACAAAUUCAUCAAAACACAAUUUUUCACAAAUUUUUUAACACUAUAAUCUCUCGCCAUUUUAAUGGCACACCAUUCAUGGGGUGCAACAAAAGUGCUAUCUCAUAGCCCAGGGCUAAAGUGAAGCAACUCAUGGGGUGUCCUGUGAGUAAGCAGCAUUUGCCAAGAUAAAGAGUAAUCUGAAAUGCUUCAGAAAAGGGGUUGGUUGACCAGCAUGAAUGCUGUACUGUGGCUACUAAACUUCAGCAACAGUUUGCCCAAAGGGCAAUGAGUUUUAAUUUUCAUCUCACCCUGAUUCAGGCACCUAUCAGGAGCUGUGACAUUAAGCAGCAGUAAGGGCGGAUUUAGGGAUGGGCCAAAGGAAGCUUUUUUUCCUUGAAAUUAAUUUGUAUUAUUUUUAUGGAAUUCUCAGAACAAUAAAACGUUUCUAUAUAGCUGGCAAGUGGGCAAGUGUCCCAGCCACCCUUUUCUGAAUUUUCUGGAUCCACCCCUGGCAGCUGCUGGUAAAAUGAUUUCAUGAGAAAUUCUCCAUUUUUGAUGACUUACACAGAGACCAAAAACCAAUUCCAGCAUACAGCAAAUAAUAAAAAAUUUAAUGUACAUGUAUGUAUUACAUGCCAUUAUCAAAAUGGAAUAAAUUAUGCAAAAGAUUCCAUUUAAACCCCACUAACCCAGUAGCCCAGAGAAGACAGAAAAACUCAGGUUUGUGGAGAUGGACCAGGUGGAGAGAUCUAGGUUGGGAGGUAAAUGGGAAAGAACUAAUAAUUUCUGUUGUCAGGGACUUGACUGACAGCCUUCUUGUGUAUUUUCCUGCACUAAUAACAGUUGCUUAUGCUUGUCGGUAGAUCGAUGACAAGUGAUGAUGGUGUUUUCAUCCCUUUUCCUGGUAAUUUUAUUUUUUGCUCCUGCUCUUUGUUGAAUUACCUUUCCAUGUUGUUUUUCCAGAUCUUAAAAUCUGCCAAAGGCUGGUCCACAGGAAGUAAGAUUUUUCGAAUGUUUUUCUUCCUGUGGUGCGGAUACUGUGUAAGGUUUCCUUGGGUUUCUGAGUUUGAAAUUGAAAUAGCAGUUACAAAAACAAACUGCAAUUAUACUGCUAGUUCAAAAGUAGUUCAAGAUUAAAGAAACGUCAUCUUCUUGACUUGCUAUUAUCUCUUUCUAAGCCACUGCAGGUAUGACUUUGUGUAUCGAUUUCUCUUUUUUCAAAAUUUGGGUAUGAUGGUAGGUCAUGUGUAUACUGUAAAGUCAGUAUUUCAUUAUACAGUACCAGUAUGAAAAUCAACUCUUUUAGUUAUUGGGAUCUGAAAUAUUAUUUAUUGAGGUCCCCAAAGUUUCCGGCCUGUGUUAUUUUUGCUAUAUCAUUUAUGGGUACUUUAAUUUUGGUUUCGGUUCAUAACAUUCUCACAGUUCCCUUGCCCUGUUUGUUCAGUAAAGUUAAGUUCUGUCAGGCGGGGUUAGUACAGGGAUAGGUGAGAUCUUUUGGGAUAUAACCUGUAAUAUACUUGGACUUUAAGUUUAUUUUUCAAAAGAAAGCAGUUUCAUUGUUUAAACAUGCUUGUAGAACAUGUUGUUUCAUGUAAAAGUUUUAGAGUCAGAAGAAAUUGCAAAGGACUUUCUUUGAUCAUAUUCGUGUGUUUAUUGCAAGUAGCUAGGGGAAGUGGUGAACUAGAGCUGACAUAUAGUCCUGCUUUUUAUAUCAUCUGUCUUGUUUAUAGCCUGUGGUGCAGCCGGCCGGCCGGCCGGCCCACAUACGUGUAUAGUAUAGAUAUAGUUGGUUUAAAGAAGGUUUAAAGUGUCUGCGGUGCAGAGUAGCUUAUUUAUAGUACAGUAUUGUUGUAAAGUGCGAUGAACUCAACCAGAGCACUGCACCCAAUGACAAUCAGCCAAUCACAAGUCAUGUUCACAAGGACAGGUGGCUAUCAAAAACAAGAUAUCUCUUUAUUUCUCAAAGUGCCACUGGCCCAAGUGUGUUUAUAGAGAGGAGAAGUCGUUACGUCUCGUUGCCAUGGUAGCAGAGAUUUCAUUUAAUUUGCCAAAUAUUGGCGAGAUUUCUGGGGUUGAAUCGGAAACGACAGUAUCUAAGUUUACAAAAAAGAAAAGAAAAUUUUUGUGUUGUGUUCACCAACUCCGUAAAGUGGGCGCGUCAAAUUAGGAAGUUUCAUGUCGCAGUUGUGUAACGAUGGCUAACAAAUGUACAGAAAAGCGUAGUCACGUGCAAAGUUGUUGUAUUGCUUAUCUAAUCCUCAGCUUUUUUGCCAUUCUUGUUGCCGUCGCCAUCGUCGUUGCUUAAGCUCCCUAUUGUUGUCAUCCCAAAAUUUUGCUACCAUGGAAACAUGAUGUCACACUUCUCCUCUCUGUUACAGGUUUCAAUAAAUUGUAUAUCGGUGUAUGACAUUUGCAGAUUGCAGACCGCAGACUGCAGACUGCAGACCGCAGAUUGCAGAUUGUAAAUUAAAAGACACCAAAAAUCUUCCUAAUAAAGGUGACACCAUCAAAAAUAUAACAUCGUGUGAAAGUGAGAAAGUAGCCUGGGAACAAGGUUGAUGUUUUUGAGCAAAGUUACAUUGGCCUCAUUUCCAAGAUGCUGUUGGCUAUUCUUCACCGACGCGACUCUUAAUUGACUCACCCGGCAUAUCACUUAGUGCGUUGAUUCUUUAUUCUUCUUUGAUUAUUGUGAAUUGAUAAUGACAAGUAGCAAUGCCCAUUAAUGCCUGUCUAAAUAGUAGUCUUCUGUAAAAAAAGUGUUUAGAUUGCGAGCACUUCGUGCUCACUACAGUUACGUCGACAAAAACAACUAGGAUAGAUCACGGACAUUUAACACCCUUUAAACGACGUAUUUCAUCUUAGCAGUAUUUAAGGAUAUGCCAAAUAAUCUAAACCGAACAGAUCCUACCUGGACUCGACGAAUUACCGGGAGUGCAUUUUGAAUUUCUAAAUAGGCAAAUCGACAAUGGCUUUUUUAACAGCCCCAUCAUUGCUCAUGCUCAAAUCUUAGUACACAGUUGGGGCCCCCGUAGAAUAAGAAUUCCGGCUCUGUUUCACAUACAGACUUAUAUAACCAGAGUUUAGUUUCGUCUGUGGUGCAGGCUAAAUUGCUAGCCUGUUGCUAUGGAUUGAUGAGCGAGUUGAGACAUCGGCAGACAUUAUUCUGCUCUAAUUCAAUACGAGACGAACAGCCAACAAUUCCUUCAGGAAUCAGGUCGGUGUAAUUUGCUUGAAAAAACUUCGCUUCUGGGCCUUACAUGUACUUCUCGGAACAAGGUAAUGUUGAUGAUGACGCCACCUUGAUUACGAUAUUUUUGGUUUCAUUCAAUUUACAGUCUUGCUGCCUCAUGCAGUCUGCAGUCUGCAGUCUGCAAAUGUCAUACACCGAUCCAUGUUGGUUUAAUUGAGCAAACAGAGUGUAAUUGGUCAUCCUUUCUUUGGGACACCUCCAUUCAGGGGACACAAAAUUUGGUCCCGGAAAAUGUGAACAUAAUCGUUGUGUUUAUUACCUCAGUUAAAGGGACGAGUGACCUCUAUUCAGAGGAAAGGGACACUUUUUCUGGGUCCGGAAACCUGGGCAUAUUUUAACCUCCAUUAUUUCAGGGAACACCUCAGCACGCAAAAAGUCACUGACCACAAAGAGGGCUGAUAUCUUUAAGUGCACACUAAUAAAAAAUGGAAGCUUUCACAAACUGAACUAUCUCACAUAAAUCAAUGAAAUGCACUUGUGUGAAUUCAAAAUAUAAUAGGGUGUUUAAGAAACCAUGACGGUGACAGCCAUGAAAAAGUGAAUUUCCAUUCUUUUAAUCUCUAUCGCGAUUACUCCAACUCAUUUACUUUGUCAAUUGCGAGCGAAGUCUUUUUGAGCCGAAUUCCCAGGAAUCAUAGUCGGAAUCAAGUUCAGGAAGAGGAAGAAAGUUUAGCCGUCACUUGUUUACGUCCUCCAUGCCGUAAAACGUGAAAUUUGGCAUUUUCUUGUCGUAGUCGUGCAGUGACAGCAAAAAAAUGUGCAAAAAAGCGUGAUGCACAUGCAGAGUUGUUGCUUUACCUUUUCAUUUCAACCUAUUGCUUUUUUGACGUUCUCUUUGUCGUCGCCGUUGUGGCAUCUUAAAGUCCCUAAUGAUGAUUUCUUUAUGCUGUCUUUGUUGGUUAAUUAUUAACAAACCCCAGCCCAACCUCUAAUCAGGGGGAACCUCUAUUCUAGGGACACUUCCUUUGGUCCUGAGGGUGUCCCCUGAAAAGAGGUUUCAUUGUAUUUGUUUUAUCUGUUGCUUCAGGUUUAAUUUUAUUGUUUACACAGCUCACUUAAUAACUUUCUGUGCUUUGCACUGUGAGCCUGUCGACUUUCUUGAUCGGUAUUGUUAUGAUUAUCUCUGAUACCUAAGACCGUUUUUUAUGCUCCAUUUCUUGUACACCGUACAAGUUAAAAUUUAUACCAAAUAGUAUUGCAUGAAGCCUGAAAUGAUGCGACGAUGGCCACCAUUGUCAAGUGAAAUUUACCCUACAUUAUAAAUCUAUUCUUCAGGUAUUAUUAAGUCAGUCCGAUAACGAUUUUUUUGUGUGUCUUGCCUAAAAAUAUUUAUCAUCUUAAUUUAGUCUUUAACCACUUAUUCUCCUUCUUUGUUCAAAUUGUACUAUUUCAUCUACUGUAGGGGAGAGAAGAUGUUGCCUGGCUUGCUCGUUGUAGGGAAUUAAGGGAGAUGUGGUGUUGCCCUCAACCUAAAGGUCUGGGGACAAGCCAGGGAACACAUGGUCUAGUGUAUACUGUGCUUGCAACCUAAUAGGGAUUUGCUGGGAAAACAAUGAACAAACGAAGUAACAUGGAACCCAGCUCGAAACAAAAGAGCUGCAACAUGAAUUAGAGGUUUUUGAGAGCAGCAAGGCUACUGUCAUGACAAAAGAUUUUGAGCUGAACAUAUUGAACAAAUUUUACUUUAACUUAUGGCGCAACUGUUUAUAUGGUACAAGUGAGAUCUCGGUUAAAUGGAGUGUGGAUGUAGUUGUAUUCAGUUGUUAUUUUACAGUACAGUUAACACCCACAGCAGGCCGCUAAUAAGAACCUUCUUUUUUGAAGUCUGGCAAAAUAAAUAGGCUCUUGUAAUUUGAGCUACUUAUUGGUAAUUUAGGCUAAGUAGGUUCUUAAUAUCAUAGGUGACGAAUUACUCCUUAAUAUAGGCGCGAAAUUUCAGCGUUAAUUUGUAAUUUCACAUGUGAAAUUACUAAAUUGCCAUGGCAACCUGCAGUACGUCUCCGUCUCAAUAUGGCGACGAAGUUUUAAAAUGUCAUGAAUGAAGAUGUCAGGGCAUAAAAAGACGCUUUAGAAAACCUGAACACGCGAAAGAGCACAUCAAGAAGGAUUCUUAGAGGUAUGUUGUCGAAAAAUUCCGAAAACUUAAGCCAAAUUUCAGCUCUAAACGUUUGAGAGAGUGGAUAAACAAGUCAAAAUUCCUCGAUUGCUAAGGUAAUUCGUCACCCAUGAUAUUAAUAGGUAAUCAAAUGGUAUACUCGUGAAAUUAGGGAAUAAUUGCACUUGCGUUUUGUCCAAAUCCUAAUAAUUUCCCUCGCCUAAAGGCUCGGGAAAUUAUAAGGAUUUGGACAAAACGCGCGUGAAAUUAUUCCCUAAUUUCACUCGUCACCAUUUGAUUACACAUACUAAAUUUUAAUAUAUAGAUUUAGCCAGGGCUAAAAGCGAAGCUCCUAUUAACUCGAAUUUAUAAUUUAAAUCAAAGAAUAAACUUGUAAUUUCCACAAAUCAGUUAACUUUAGAGCACAUUCAUGUGACUGUUGAGGGAAAGGCUAAGUGAUUUUAGAGAAAAAUAAUUUGCGAAGAGUCCAAGCUAAGAGUGAACUUAAUCUUACAUGGAGUUGAUAGCCUUAUAUGUACACCCUAAAAAUAGCAUAGCCAUAAUGGCUCUUGAUCACAGUAGAUUAGGCCUGGAAAACAAAUCAGGCCGAAUUUUUUGCCUUCGACAAGUUUACUUUACAACAAGUCUGGGGACGUGUAAACCAACCUUUUAUACUUUUUAUACAUCACAUCUGAGGUGAAACAGUACCAUGACGCGCUGUUUUUAUCAUACAGACCUCGGACAGAAUGCAUUAUUUCUCAAUUUUGCAUUACAAAUUGCACUCAUUCAAUAUUUAGGACGAUCGAAGCACCCGUGACAAGCGCCAAAGUCGACUGUUUAAACUAAGAUUAAUAGAGUUAUACGCUUCAACAUAAUAAAGAAUUUAUUAUGUUUAUUUUUUAUCUAAUGGUUUUAUGUGUAAUCUUCAAAAGCGUUUGAUACGCGUGGCAUUUUGACUACUCCUGCAAGCGAUAUUAAUGAGCGACUGAAAACAAACGGCACAGCGAUUAAAAUUGCAAAGAGACUACUAACAAUCAAUAAUAAAAGGAAAAUAAUUCGGUGAAACAUAUACAGAGACAACAAUUUUCAUUCACGAAGACAAGUAUUAAAGUGUCUCUGAAAAUCCUUGUUUGUGUUUUAAGCCGGCGUCCCGGUGUUUGCUUUUUUCAAAGAUGAACUCGAGGCAAGAAAAUCGCUCAAAGCUUUCUUUUACAGCCAGAAUUAUAACUAAAUAUUCUUUGGAACGUUUUCUUUCUAUUUGCGAUGAGAAAAUGUCUGAAGGCUUUUUAAAGUUCUACAAGCUUAUAAUCAAACCUGAUACUCGGUCAGAUCAUUGUCUCAAAUCUUACAAACGUGCAUAAACUAAAUAGCCCCAUAAACUACACUCGACUUCAUUGAAUAAGCUAUAAAAAACAAACAUCAAAUAAAAUAAUUACUCAGGCUUGCCAUUCGAGAUGCACUGAAAACUAUCCAGUAAGGCAAAAAUCGCUUCAGACUUUUCAACCCUCUUACGCAUCAAGCAAGGUGAAAAACGAAAACGAUGCCAUCCGAAAUCGGAUUUCCGACUUUGACAAGCGACGUAUUUCUCAGCCAAAAACCCGAUAAACAAACUAGCCAUGAAUAACAGAAGACUCUUGAUAGCAGCUGAAUUUCAUUUUGUACAAUGUUCAGUGGAAAAAGACAGUUAAAAACAUCACAAGUUGACACAAAACUCUGUCAGCUUCAGCUGUCAAAGUAAACAAGUUUCAAGAUGCUGCAUCAAUUUUCCGUAUGAACUCACCUGUCAAAUUUUGACCAAUCAGAGCAUAAAAAUUGGACGUAGAGCUUGACAAACGCGUGACCUUUGCGAGAAAAGUCAAAAGCAACUGGCAUGUCUUUCCUGCCUGUAAAAAUUGGCUCAAUCUUAGCUUCCGAGGUCAGUUUGAAAUCAAAAUUUUAAUUGUGCGGCACGUAUAAAACACAUAUUUCAUAUGAAUUUAAAAAAUUAAACUUGAGCCUGCAAUCAUUUGAAAACUAGUAACUUGUCAGCGGAUAACUUCAAAAAUACUCAACCUGGAUGGGUCGACACCUGAGCCCGCGAUACGGUCAGGUGAUACUGGUCAGCGGAUACCCUGUUUUGACAGCUGUCAAUUGAUCACAACAGUGGUGUGCAAUAUGUGUGCAAUAUCAGUCUUCCUGGCUCCCAAACUAACUAGAAAGUGUGGGAUUGAACAUUGGUUGCCCUGUGGUGCGGACGGACGGGCAGCGGGCGGGCGGUGUACGGUCACGUGAUUACCAAAUUUUCUGGGAUAGGUAGAUUUACUUGCCCAUGGUGCUCCGCAGGCGCGCUUCGCGCGCCAGAGCUCCGCUUUAAUUUAAUAAUAGAUUGUCGAUUACAAGAAAAGUGAAGCUUGUUAUUUAUUCACAAUUGUGUUAUUAUGACCCUCACACAACCGAUUACCGAAUACAGUUUAGUAUAGUAUGUUUUUCUUGUACUAAAAUUUACAACUCAAAGUUACAAUCCUUUAUUAAACUGUUUAUCAUAAUUUAACUGUAACCCACUAUAAGAACCUGCUUGAUAUUGCUUGGCUAAACUGGUUCUUGUAUUUUUCAGAUUUUUGGGUAUUAUAGAGUGGCAAUUAAAUUUCUGCCAGGAGGUUCUUAAAAAAUGAUCCACAGGUUCUUAUUAGCGAGCGUUUACUGUAACUGCCUCUAUAGUCAAACCAGUCAAACCUGUAUUAAGCGGGCCUCUAUAAGCGGUCACCAAAGUCCUGGAAAUAUAAUAUAGCUUCCUUUAAUUAUUGUAAAACCUACUCUGUAUUUAGCAGUUACAUCUAUUUAGAAGCCGUGGUCACCUGUUUCGAGGUCCCAAUGAGUAAUUUGUUAUUGUCUUUACCUCUAUUAAACUGUCUCUUUGACAAGAUGUGCCAUACUAGUGUAAAAGGAUACACUGUGUAGGGCGUUUAGUGGUCUUGUACAGACUUGCCAACCCCCGAAAGGCAACAAAUGUGAGAUUCUGAACCUAGAGCUGGGAAAAGUAGUGCAGAGAAAUCAGUAUAAAGAGACGGGCCAUAAAUUAUUGGGCAAAACAAGGAUCGCGAGUAAUUUCAAUACUGUGAAAGGUUUGAACACAGGAGUCAUUUCAAAAGUAGGUUGAGUUUGAUCGUCCGGGUGAACGUAGUCCUGAAUAGGACUGUUGUUGUUGACAGUGACUGACGUUUCGACAACCUGUGGGGUAGUCAUCUUCAGAGUCAAAAUGAGUUGUAUCACGUCAGUUGAUGGUGUUAUACUCUGGUUAUUGAUCUGAUUGGUCAAUUACAUCGCGAUGUUAUUGGUCGUCUGUUAGUUAAGCCGUGAUGUUAUUGGCUAUGAAAAAUCGUAAUCAGUGAUUGGUGCGUUUCGAUCCGUCUAUUGUCACAGUUAAACAGUCGUCUAUGGUUAGUCAAAUUGUCAGUUCUCCAGUCGUUCUCUCGUAGUUAGUUUGAUCUCGUCAAUAACUUAGAACAAACGCCACUGAAUCGUAGCCAACAGUUACCAGCGCCGUACAAACGACUUAUUGACGAGACCAAGCAAAACUAACUACCAGAGAAGGACUGGAGAACUAACAACAGACGAUUGUUUAACUGUGACAAUAGACGGAUCGAAACGCACCAAUUACUGAUUACGAUUCGUCAUAGCCAAUAACAUCUCAGCUUAACUGACAGACGACCAAUAACAUCGCGAAGUAAUUGACUAAUCAGAUCAAUAACCAUACGUGAUACAACUCACUUUGACUCUGAAGAUGACUACCGCACAGGUUGUCGAAACGUCAGUCGCUGUCAACAACAACAGUCCUAUUCAGUACUACGUUCACCCGGACGAUCAAACUCAACCUACUUUUGAAAUUUCAAUACUGAAGAACUACUACUAAACCACAUUUUGGUACCUUAUGGGUAAAAAAAGGUGCACUUAAAACGACAAAAUUAAAGGGAAAGGAAAGAUCUUUUCGGUUUUUUUGGUCCGUACAUUAAGUUGAGGACCGAAAAUUUACCAAUCGUAGAACAAGAAAUAAGUUAAUGAUGAAAUAAUAAUAAUAAUAAAGAUAAAAUAAAUAACAACGGUCUUGACAAAUGAUUUUGAGCAGAACAUAUUGAACUCAUUGUGCUGUAACUGAGGGCAUAACCGUUUAUCCUGUAGCGAGUGAGAUCUCAGUGAAAUGGGCUCUGAGUAGUUGUGUUUAGUUGCUUUUUUACAGAAACUGCCGCUAUAGUCAGUAUAACUUAAAUUAUAUCAUUAUCUUUCCUUACCGUUUCAGUUUGAAAUUAUGCCUAAAACUGCAAUAAAGGUUACCAAGGAUACCUUUACUAUUAGUGAACUAAUGGGAUGGUGGCCUCGUCAAGAAGGACAAACUGUUCAACUAAAAGAUGCUGAUCCAAAUGAACUUCAGCGUUUUAUUGACAAGAUGACCGCCACUAUCAAAGGUAAAGGUUUAAAAAAUAAAGGUUGAACCGCUGUACAUAUGUAUGGAAACAGGCAGAUUAAGCUUAAUAUGGUGAGAGUAGCAAUAGUUAGUUAUGGUUUGGGUUUUUAAAUACAAAGAGGAAUAAGGUUAAACUUACCGUAUGUACGUACAUGUAGGUUUAGAAACAGGUAGCUCAAGCUUAUGGCGAGAGUAAUUACACAUAUAUAUUUUUUUGGAAUUGAGAAGCAUGUGAUUAAACCCGUGCAUUUGCAUGGGUAGCUGGGCUUAAAUAUUUAAAAUUGAUGAGUGAAAUAUCCAGCCUUAAUUUUAUGAACAUUAACGCUUAUAAAUUUGGUCAGCCGGCAAUCGUCGCGUCAAAUCAUUGUUUGCUGUUAACCACUGUUAACAGUGUCAAGAAGGGUAGACGUUUCUUGACCGACUCCGCUGGCCAGUAGGACGUCACAUACAGGUGUCGUAACGGGCAAGAACCUCGCGUCGCUUGUGCAAAUUAGCAAGGGAUACGACAGUUGUUAGGACAAGCGAGGUCAAGGAAAAGCUAAGAAGCUAGCAAAUAUCCCUAUAUAUUGCUAAGUUGAUCGAAUCUGUGUGAGCUUUGGUGUUGCCAUAAUCUGCUUGUGUAAACCGUUUUGAUAGUUUUGUGUCCGUAAUUGUAUAAUUUUGUAAAUUUGUUUUGCGGGCCGUGUUGCGGGAAGGCCAUCUUUUUCACGGGACCGGCAAGGUCAUCAAAACUUAAAUCCUUUUUUUCUAUAAAAUAUAGGCAAGGUCUAGUCUCCAGAAUAGGAGGUUCCAUUCACAGAUCAAACAUGUUUUGCUAAUUAAACCGGCCUAGCUUCGUAUCAAUCCUUUCGAGUGUGGGCCUCUGUUGAUCUCCUAAUUCUCCACCAAAUUCAGUAAAGCUAGUUCGAUCGAUGAUCUACAUCGAUCGGCCCGUUGAAUCCGAAAUAAUGCGAAAUAGCUUUGAAAUACGCGCUUAAGCUAAUUUUCCUUCAAAGGUAUAUUUCAAUUCAUGAUAAAUGCAGCUCCACCAGCCUCAAAAAGCCCUAUGGCAGAGAACAUUGUUGUGAUAUAACAAAAUUAAUUUUUCGAAUUACUUGUGUCACUGUGGUGCAGUGGUCAAGGAGUUGCUUGCACGUGCAGAUAAACCGGGUUCGACUCCCGGCGACUUUGUUUUCUGUUUCUUUGCACCGUUUUUUUCUCUGUUUGGUCUUUAUUUUUAGCACUAUUUAUCAUUUUGGCCUGUUGUUUUUUAUUCUUACUGCUGACCCUGCUGAUCAUGCACUUGUAUCAAUAUAUAUUUUAAGCUUUUAUUUUGCAAAAGGGAUUUCAAGAGCUCUUGAUCCGCAUACUGGCCAAGCUUACGGCCAGAAAAAACUAUAAGCUGUCAAGACAUGUCCCUCCUCUGAAACAGCUGAAUUUUUUUCAAUGUCAGUUGACAUCAUGACAAACAACACACAGUAAACCACAAACUGCACUCAUUAACACCCAACACCCACCAGUGACCAACUGGCGAAAUUUAAACUUGCCUUUUGUACAUCGUUUUAGUCAUCAAUAUUAUUACCCUAAAAUAUCCACUGGGUUUGCCCCCAAAAAAUAAUUAAGCGAAACCUUUUAUUGGUUUUCGGGAUUUAAUUACAGAAUUACAGGUGUAUGUUCAGUAUAGUAUUAAAAUACGGUAAAACAACAAGGUUCAAUGCUUACAGUCUGUCACAAAUACCUGCCAUUUAGCUUCCUCUUUCAAAGCUACAGCUAAGCGAACUUUGAAAGGAUUGAUAUGGGGUUCCACAAGCUCUGAAGUGCUGAAAAUAAGCACAAUGUAAAGUAUAAUACAUCCUUUGAUGGACCUCCUAUUGCUGUGUCUAAAUUCCUCAAUCUUGCAGUGCACUUGCCCUCAAAAGUGUGACCGGUCGGUAUGAUUGCCCGUAAAAUUUGCUCGACGAUAGAAAGGAAUCUUUGAAAUUCAUUACACCACUGGACGUUUCAUUCCAAAAAAGUACUGAAGUCUAGUUUUCUAUGACACUUAUUACCUUAAAAUCUCCAAAUCCAAGAAAUUGGAACAGUAUUUCCGUGAUUAAAUCGAAAUUAUUAUCCGUCUCUUCGAUGAACACUUUGCUCGCCAUUUUGAAAGUCACUGACGCGAGACGUGACGUCAUACUGGCUGACGGACUGUACCACAGAUCUCCUUGAGACACCCCCCCACCAGGACAACAUUUACCUAAUUAAAAAUAACAACGCCCGUAGAGCAUGAGAUCGGGCUGGCCCCAAUUCUAGUGAUAUGGAGUCGACAAAUCAGAUCAUAUUUAAGACCAAAUGAAAGCUUAGAGACAAACAUUAGUGUGUAAUCCAGAAAUUAAAUCGAUUGACUUAAAUUGCUUCGUAUUCCUCGCCUUAUUCUUCUCGCGCGCUGGUGGUUCUGCCGUCAAACUAAGACUCCGACUUGUCCUCAGUCUUCUCUUAUCGUUUGUAUGCGGACAUGGAACGGUCACGGGAGAAUAUUACGGCAUCUACCCCGCGCUUCUCUCGUUUAAAAAUUAACAGGAGACUGAGAGACGACUGGGUACAAGUCAGCCUGAGACCGGCCAUAUCAAAGUCUUAUGAUGGCAAGAAUUAUUAAAUUGACUGUUUCUCUCUACACGUUCGUUGGGUAAUUCAUUUAUCGACCAGUAAAUAUAACCAUACAAAAUGAAUCUGGGAAGAGCUGCAUGUUUUUUUGCCCCUCAUUCCGUUCUUUUAAAGGGCGUAUCUCACGGUUGCCCCAGUUGUUGAAAAGUUGGAUAGCGCUAUUCACCAGAUAAAUCCCUAUCCAGAGGAUAAGUAUAGUUUGCAAGCAGGAGAUUUCUACUGAGAUCAGGCCAAUUGCGUUAUAGACACUGGAUAGAGAUUUAUCCAGUGGAUAGCGCUAUCCAUCGAUUGAACAACCGCUGCUUAGUUCUUACAUGCUUGUGUUAUCCUUCCACUGUACGGUUUUACAUUUUUUUUCUAAGUAACCACGGGUUGGAUGUUAUAGCCCGCCAGCGUUACCAACGCCGGUAUAUAUAUUUGAGUUCUGCAUCGCAGGAUAAAGAUUUACCAUUCAUUUUUUCCAGUCUGUGUAAAUCCUCUAUUAAAGUGCCCUCUCUCAAAUAAGCCCCCUUCCGUUCUAAUAAGCCCUCCCCUCUUUUCAGUGGAAGAAAGUUAAUAAGCCCCCCUCGCCUCUCUCUAUUAAGCCCCCCUCCCUUCCCCUGAUUAUUCUUCAGUAAUAAAUGAUAAACUGUAUUCAUCAAUCACGACUAUUUUACUUCGUGUGGACUGAUCCGGGAUGGUUUCGAAACUGAAAGUUCAAAUUUGAUUCUGAUCCUCGGAUGCAUGACCUCCAAGGCUCCAACCUUCUUGUACUUGAACGUAUCCACUUUGUAUUCUAGGUCUUUAUGGAGAACUGACACCAUCGUCUUUUCGAAAUUAAAUAAGCCCCGCCCUUCUCAUAUGAGCCCUUUGUCUCUAUCAAGUUCCCCCCUUAAGUGGGCUUGAAAUAAUUAGCCCCCACCGGGGGACGCGCUUAAUAGAGGAUUUACAGAAAAUCUCUGUUUUCAGACACCCCUUAUUUGCCUUGCAAUAAAGAAUGCAACCGAAAACAUUAUUCCUUGGACACUUUAUAGUGGUAAUUCUUUCUAAACCUUGUUAUUGCCAACGAGCCAUCCGAGCGAAGACGCUCGGAUGGCGAGGCGGCAGCAGAAUAGAGCCGCGCAAGACUGAGCUGUAGGCAGAAAAAUUCUCGAUCGAGCUUCAAAAAGUGUAACCUCAUGUAAUGUAGAUUCCCCUGAGACCAAGUGGUGUGACAGUUUCAGCCAAUCAAAAGGCUUUAAACUAUACUUGGCGCACAUGUGUUCUUUCCUCAGCGGCACGCGAAGACUGAACUUGAAUGUGGUACGUUUUUAUUGUUUAUUCACCUAAAUCUGGCCCCGGCAGUCAAGGUAAAUGAAAACUUGAUGCACUGUAUUAAUUUGGGGGGCCAUUAAUGUAAAGUUUUAACGUAGAGAAGCUUGUAAAACAACAGUUUAAGUAAAGAAAAGUUUUCCAUGUGAAACAAGCAAUUCUCAACCACUAAAAAGGAUCAGAUUACACGAAGAGAUAAGGAAAGCUUGAUACGAAGAAUAUAUAUAUAGCCGCUUCUAUUGGAAAUCUGAUGUUGGGGAAAAAUCUAACCAGCAAAUGGAAAAGUAAGAAUAAAAAAGAAUUACAAGCCUAAAGCGAACGACAAAGGAAAAGAAAACAACGCUAUUUUUUUCGAAACCUGGACGAGUUUAUAAUAAUUAGUGAAAACAAAAUACCGACGUGCCGUACAUGUCGUACAUCGCAUGUCCUUGAAAACAUUGCAAGCAGCCCAGCGAAUCAUUCUAAAAUUCAAUAGGAAAACAAAAAGCCUCGGGAAAUUUCAGAGGAGGUUUAAAUGAUUAAACUGCACAAAUAUUUAUCUACAAAGUGAAACCGAACCGACACUAAUUUUGUAGUGGUAAGAGAAACGAUCAUUUUUUACAUUUCCCCCUACAUAUUACCGAUCGCUUCCUCUGCAAGCUGUUUCAUUCUUUCAAAAAAACAUGCCUCAUGACACUUCAAACUUUUUAUAUAGCAGGUUGGUAAAGCCACAGGAGUCUGAGAACUGACUUUUCUCCGAACCUUUAUACUUGCAUAGCACCUUACUUGCAAGAAAAUAAUCCUUUCAACAGGAAGGGACCAAGAAACUGUCAAAUGUUGGAAAAAAGGAAUCCAUUCCUAUGCAAAAUACGCAUGAUUUGCUCGUUGGCACUCUAUCGAUAGGUAUACCUAGUAAUUAAUUAUAUAAACGGUAUAUUUAGGGUAAAACAUCGCUAUUGAUGACGAGUUGUGAGAAAGCUUAAAUGCCUUACUAGACUUCUUCUAAUAAGUAGUUGAAGAAUUUAGUGUUACAUUUUACAUUGCCACAUCUCCCUUUAAUAAAACGUGGUACAUUUCGCGUUUAAGCGUUAUUCUAUUUUGCGUUUUACAUUACGAGUUAAUGUUACAUUGCUUCACGCAUGUUUUUACAUUUCGCGUUAAGGUUACAUUUUCCGCCAUGUGUUAAACCUCGUGUCUUCGUACCGCCCCAACUAACGACUGGUCUGAAAUUGUUUUUAGUGUUUGAUAAAAAGUCAUGGGAAAAUAAUAAAAAGGGGGGAGGAACAAAAAUCAGUUACCAGAGGGUUGGAACUCGCGUCUAUCAGAAAAUCCAUCAGCUUUGCAAGCUGGGAACUUUUUAAGUAUUGAAAAACAAAUUACGGGUAAAACAAAGACGAAAGAUCUCUUGAAGAAGAGUACUAUUCCGCACAAAGACUUAAAAUUAGAUUAACUGAAAGAAAAUAAAUAGAAUACUUCACGGAAACUACUCGCGUUUUUGACGUAUCAGAGAUUAAACGAGUGAGAUUAUUGCAAUAGUCUCCUGUAGUGCUUGCCUGCGGUUCACGUCACCAAAUUACAGCGCCCACAGAAUACAUCGGCAAGCACUUACUUCCCUUAAUUACCUGACAUUUUGAUCAUAUUUAUUACGCCGGUGCUGACAUCCCUUCACUGGCUGCCCGAAAAAUAUAUUUAGCAAUUAUUGAAUGAAGCUGAGUAGGAUAUGAAGAGGAGGAUGUUAUCCACCGAGGCCGAAGGUCUCCUCGAUUUGCAUAAUUCUUCAUAUCCCACGAAAGCCGAAUUAGUAAUUACUUUAUCAUUCAUUCAAAAUAAUUCCAAGUUUAAAAACAAGGCAAAACAUGCUUACCUCUGUCGAUGAUAAUAAUGCAUGUUUAACGGGAGGUUUAGGAGAUAAAGGGAUGUUUAGGUCUGCAGAUAUACUUCAAAUAGCUGAGGUCGUCCAUCGAGUUGUUUUCUUGCUGUUCUUGCUACGUUUUUAGACAAUAGUUCGCCGUAAAACGAGUGAAAUGUUCUCCAUUUAAUACACACUUCGAAAACAACUCAAACUCGUCCCCAGGUUUUCUCGGUUAACGGUUCAAUAAUUUGCAACUUUGCUGCACUUUUAACGGCGUCGGUUCAAUAUGGCAAAAUUCUUCCAAAUUUGGUCAACGGUAGCUAGAUAUGAUGAACUAUGCAUGUGAUUUUAGCCAAUCAGAAACGGAGAAAUAUUUUGAAUGAGUAAUAAAGGAUCUUAUUGAAGGUUGCUAUAUUAACUUUGAAGAUAUUGCACGGACUUUCACCUGACUAUUUAAAGCAAGGCGAUCUCUAGAUACAAUCUACAGUCUAACAAUGGACUUCUUCUUGAAAUACUAUCUGUUAACUCAAAAAAGACACUGGGUCAUCGCCCCUUUAAAAUGGCAGCUUUCGCCUCCGUAUGGAACAAAUUGCCGAACAAUAUACGUAACGAAACUAAUUUUAGCAAAUCUAAAUCUUCGCUUAAGACGUUUUUGUUUUUCAAUUUAACUUACAAUUAGGAUCUUAAAUACAUACUUUACUUUUAAUGUUAUUAAUGCAUACAUAUACUACUUCAACCUUAUUUACGCGCCUUUAAUUGUAAUUAAGGUAUAUUUCAUUUACAUCAUUUUCCAAAGUUAAUUUUUUUUAUUAUUCAUUCAAAAUAUUUCCCCGAUUCUGACUGGCUAAAAGCACACGCAUAAUUCACCAUAACCAGUUACUUAUGACCAAAUGUGGAGGAAUUUUGGGUUUAACGAGGAAAUGAGUUCAAAAAUGCAGCCCGCUACAGGUUAAUGCACCGUUAACCGAGAAGACCUGGAGACGUGGUUGAGUUGUUUUGGUUGUGAAAGCAAAAAUGGUGGACACUUCACUCGUUUCAAGAGUAAGAACUACAGCUGGAACUGGGCGAAAUAAUAGCUAAAAACAUAGCAAAAACAGCAAGAAGACAACUCGGAGUGCGACAUGUGCUAUUUGGAGAAUAUUUGCGGAGCUGGACAAACCUAAACGUACACUAUAGAAGAUGAACUUAACAUCGAUGCAGGUAAGCAUGUUUUAGCUAUGUUUUUAAACUAGGAAUUAUUUUGAAUGAAUAAUAAAGCAAUCAAAGAAUUCGGCUUUUGUAGGAUAUGAAGAAUUAAGCGCACCCUCCUCGAUCUGCUUAAUUCUUCAUAUCCUACGAAAGCCGAAUUCAUUAAUUGCUUCUCUAAAGUCAAUUAUUUUUAUCGGGCAUUUGAUUAUCAUAUUCUUGUAGAUAUUUGCGCGUUAUAAAUUUUUAACUUAUUGAUACAAAAACAAGUUCGCGCUUAAAUAUCUUACAAAGCACUUUCCGUGUGGUUUUGUGUGUGGUAGACAUGUACAGUUUACAGGUCUAUACAUACCGAGGGGUCAUUCUUUCAGCCUUUUAUUUUAAAGAUUUCCAUAGUUCUAAAAUGAUAUAAAACAUUUUACUGCUACACAUUGUGAAAUGACUUGAAAGAAAACGACGUCCCUGGGUGUGACGCCGUCUUCAGUCAAAACCUAGAAGUAUAAGAAUUAUAACGAGGGAAAGGAUAUAACGUACAGGCGCUGAUCUCGGACAAAUACUGACCGAUUUCGUAAUCGAGCGUCGAAAGCCCAAGUCUCUAGGAAGGUCCGGGGGCAUGCUUCCCCCAGGAAAUUUUUCGAAUUUUGACUCUCAAAACUCCCCUUUCCUGGGUUUCUGAGUCAUUCACACAGGAUAUUGGCCAGUUCAAAUGAAGCCUUGAAAACCGGCGGAUUAUUUCAGCAAGGUCAGUUUCCAUAUUGUGGUGGAUAUGAAGCAAGGCGAGUCCAAACCUUUUCCAGAUUUCAACUUGGUUUUUUAUUAUUAUUAUUAUCAAAAAAUAUAUUUAUUAUGAAAAAUCUGACCGAUUUCCGUAAAUCUAUGGAAACUGGUGUGGAUCCGUGCCUGAGGUAAUACAGGAUUACACAAUUAGUUUACCUUUUUGCUUUGAAAAAAAAAAAAACAAUUGCCUGCGGAAAAUAAAUGAAUUUGAGCAAAGUGGCCGGUUUGAAUUAGCUUACCAGAAAAAUAGCUCCAAUUAAAAGUACAAGUCAAGCUUGCUUGUUUUUUUUUUCCCUCCCUUUCUACUGUUGUUUUACAAUAGCUCUUGACAGUUCUCAUCAGAGGUAAUGAAAUGCUACCAAGCUAUACUAUUCCAGUUACAAGACUAUUCAGUGUUCACUUUUCUAUACGAGAAAAACACUCCUUUAUGGUCUCAACAAAUUUCCUUUUUGAAUGACUAAGAAGCAACUCGCGAAGCAAGGAUGUUGCAAGCACCUAUAAAAGGCCGGAAAUUAGCGCGAAACUGGAAAGCUGCUGUCGAGGGGGUGAGUGGCAAUUCUCCUAGGCAUGCUUCAUGCUAAGGAAACCUGGACAAGUUCCGGCCGUUUGGGCCUUUGGCUCCUGUGCGCCUUUACCUUUUUACCUUUUUUUAACGCGAGCGUACGAAUUAGCUCUGAAAAGGAAAUCUUUCAUUAUGAAAGCACUUGCAACAGGAAAACUCUUAUCCUAUCCUAGUAUGCAUUAAGUCAUAGAUAAGAAGAGCUGUCGAAUGUCUCACGUUACAAAGAGAAGAUCGAAGUAUUUGAUACUACUUACCAAAAUAAUGAUUUGUGUGACAGUUGCUAAAGCCGAUUAAUGCUAACACACAUUGAUGAAAGAGUCUGAAGAUUCCAGACUCCUUUCCUUAUCUUAGAACCACUAUGACCGACACCAACUCCUCUGACCUAGGAGUAGAAACAGAAAUCCAAGCUACCACAAACGCAUUUGGUGCCCAACCACCAAAAUUAAAAAUGUUCAAUGGCGCUGUGCUCCCAUCCCUAAUCGAUGCAACUGAAUGCUCUCAAGAAGCUGACCUGCCCACUUUUACACCAUCUACUAAAUUCCCGGGAAAGAUGGCAGGAGGGAAUUCCUGAUGUAGACGUGCUCAAGAGGGCCGACUCUGUUACUAUGGAAGCUCUCAUCACCUCGUAUCACGUUGUGCUCGAAUUCAAUGGGGAGGAAAAUUCAACGGAAUAAACAAUCGCACCGGAGGCGAUGGACUCCCAAUACACUUUGCUUAUGUAAACGUUUUACAUGUAGCUGACCUCGUUUGGUAAUUACUCGAAAAUCCGGAAAAAAGUUUGUAGAAAUUAAAUUUUACGCUCAAAAUUGAUCGUCUGUCAAAAUGUUUUUAAUCAAAUCGACUGUAUCAAUACAUCUUGUGUGAAUUCUUAGCAUGCGAUAUCUUUUGAAGCACGUUUCCUAAAGUUGAAGUCUAAAAUACAUUUGUGCCAGUAAAAAUUAUAUAGUACUCUUUCAUCAUUACUGAUCCUACAACCCCGGACAAAACCUGUUGAGGCAAAUCGCAAAAAUGCCUAUUUUUUCCUGCCAUCCUGGUAAAAACUGAAACCUCCGUCAAAUGAAUGCCCGAUUUCCUCCCUCCCCUUAUCCAAAGUUGUUUAAGACAGCAAUACCCGCGUUUACUGAGUGUGUAAUUAGAACAAUUUAGGACAUGCCAGUUUAUCUCCUUGACAAAAUAAUAGAAUCCAUGCCGAUAAAACCAUUAAUUUUUCUAUGACAACCAGGGCCAAAAGAACAAAUACUAAUGAAGAACUUCCAAAAUGGGUAGAAAUAGGAUGUGUAGGGAAAACAAUGCCUCUUUGAUCACAAAUACAGCGAAAACAUGUUGUCACGCGAUGGCAGUUCUUUUGUGGCAAAAAACAGCGCAUAUCAUGACAAUUACACCAGUGUCAAAAAGUUUUCCUUUUAGUAAAAGGUCUUUUUAAUACUUGAAAAUCAACAAAAAGGUUCUAUAUACUGUACUACGGAAAAUGCUUGAAAGAACAGUAAACGCUUGAAAUAAACGAUUAACAGGAACGCGCAUGUUUAUUCUAACGGUUCACAACGAUUAACAGCGGUUAACAGAAUAUAUUAAAGGAAACUGAUAGUCUACGAGUUGUUUUUCUUCAGAAAAGUUGUUAACCGUUGUUAACCGUCGUUAACCGUUGUUUCUUUCCUCUGCUGUAUUUUAUUCGCAAAGAUAACCGUCUGCGAGAAAAAAACUACUCCGUUUCUGUUGCAUAACAAGCUCAUCAAAGCACCUUGCACAUCAGGGAUUUCCCGUUAUUGUUCCCGCGGAAUCUGCGUGGAGAAAUGAGAGAUCCAUCAUGCCACAUUCCCGUUCGUACACAAUUCCAUGUUUGCUGUAACUGGAGCAAUGUUGUUUAAUUAAGUGUAGGAUCUUUGCAUUGCACUUGGCGAACAACUUAAUCACUGCUAAGGCAAAUUACUCGCGGGAUAGAAAAAUAAGUCAACCUGUUGAGACAAAUCGCGAAACUGCCAUCCUUGCAAAAACUGAAACCUCCGUCAAAUGAAUGCCCGAUUUCCUCCCUCCCCCUAUCCAAAAUUGUUUAAGAUAGCAUGACAAUUAUACACGUUGGUUUUUAGACCAAGACAACUUUGAAUAGGGGGUGGGGAGAGGGCUUACUUUUUCUGUUUAGAGGAGUAGUGGGCAAAAGUUAGAAAAUAGAUGGAAUUGUCUCAACAGUUUUGUCCGGGGCUGUAGCAAUCUGUAGGACGCGUGUAACAAUUAUGAACUUAGUAAAUGGCUUAGUAGCCUUACCAUCAGUGUCUCUAUAUAUCAUUGGACAAAAGGACUAAUGAAGUAGCGAUGGUGGUGAAAGACAUUCGUGCGUUAAGGGACUCAUUCGAGCCCUGAUUGGAUGAAGUGUGAUGGAAAUUUGAAUACACCGAGAUUAAAAACUCUAGUGUUAAAAAAUAUAAGUGAGAACAGUUUUAGAACUUGGAAGGACUUGGACAGAGAGACAAUUUUCGUUUAUUCGAUUGAUAGUUUUUGAAUUCGCUUGGUAGUUUUUUGUGAAUUUGAAUUCGGUCAAGUUGUAAAAUUCGUAGCUAAGAGUUGUGUACAAUUUUUGAAUAUAGUUCAUUCUCGCGAACAUCAUUAUACAGUACCCUUUCAUCAUCGCUGAUCCUAACAGUACGUAGGACGCGUGUCGCACAAAAAACGUAGUUUAGUAGCAGUUGUUGUUUAUACUGAGGGGUAUCCUGUGCGUUAAAUCCUUUAAGGUAUAGUUUGUUAUUUUCUGUUAUUUAUAGUCAUAAAAUAUACUGCUCUUCUAUCGCUCUUGGAAUGCAGUUUUCAGUUGUUUUACCUUUUUUGGAUUCCUUUCAGAAAACAUGGAGGAUCUAAGAAGAGCAAGCGUACAAAGACCUGCACCUGGUGGAGACUUUCCAAGGGAAAUACGACAGGACGAAGAAAAUUUAGAGAGACAGCUCAGAGAGAUGCGGCAACGUGAAGAAAAUUUGCAAAGAGAGCUCAGGGAGAUCCGGCAACGUGACGAAAACUCACAAAGGCAGUUGAGGGAGAUGCAGCAAAACUCACAAAGACAGUUAAGAGAGAUGGAACAACGUGAAGAAAACUUACAAAGUCAGCUGAGGGAGACACAGCAACGUGAAGAAAACUCACAAAGGCAGUUGGGGGAGACACAGCAACGUGAAGAAAACUUACAAAGGCAGUUGGGGGAGAUGCUGCAAAACUCACAAAGGCAGCUCAGAGAGAUGCAACAACGUGAAGAAAUUUCACAAACGCAGCUCAGGGAGAUGCGGCAGCGAUUUGAAAGCUCCCAAGAACGGGUUUCCACCUUGGAAAGACAGCUGAGAGACAAAGACCAGGAAGUGAAUGAACUAGAGUUAAGUCUUUCGUUAGCCCAGCAAACAAUAAGUGAACAGCAACAACAGGAAACGUGCGAUUGGGUUAUUUCCCGUGAUGAAAUUCAAAUGACCAAUAAAUGCCUCGGCAGGGGAGGCUGGGGAAGUGUUUAUGAAGGCGUGUAUUGUGGCUGUACUGUAGCAGUAAAGCAAAUUCAUGAUCUGAUUCUCUCCCCUCAUAACAUACGUCUUUUUGAGAGAGAAAUGAAUAUUGCAUCCAAGUGCCGCCAUCCUCACUUGCUGCAGUUUAUCGGCGCCACUAAUGAUGAG